GGGCCAUCAAGUGGUGGGAAACGGCAUUGCGCCUUCAGACUGCUCUGUUGUAAUGGAGCAAAUGGAAACACUGAAUUGAAACAUUCAUGCUUGAGCUGGUCUUUUGAUGCCAGACAAAGGUGAAUUUUCCGCCAAAUUAUGCAGUAACAGGCAUGAUCCCAUUAUUCAGCGCAUAAAGAAAUGAUUUUAAGAGGAAAUAUACACUAAGGUAAGUAAAAAUCUUAUUAUUCAAUCAUUCCUGACUAAUUAAGCUGAUUAAAACCUUUAGUAUUAACUGUAAGUAAUACCACACUCCCUUUUGCAAUUAAACUACCUUUACAGGCUUCCUCUUGACUCUGCUACCCACCUCAAUAUAUGUCUCUUCACCCUGAAGAAACUGCAGAACAUCUUGGGUGAUUGCUGUACCAUUGGACAGUAACUGUGCUCAGGUAAGGUCUGCUGGUAAAGAUCACAUAGACGUUUAAAGUCAUUCAAAAACAAAUAUCAUCCACUUUACGGCAUAGCGUUUCUUAACUCCUACUUCAGAUCACUUGACCUGAAAGAUGAGCAAAGUGGGGAGGUGAGUUUGGGUUAACAGAGCGUGAAAGUUAGCUCAAUUGAUUCUCAUAUGCAUGACUAAGCUGACAUGCUGACUGGAAGCCAGUGAUGGAAAGUUACUACUUAUUACCAAGAGCAUAAUAAAGAUCUGAGGUCAUUUAGAAUGUUAUAUGUGUCUCCAUACGUGGUGCAGGUUGAUUCCUGCAUUGAAUUAUUUCUGUAAACCCAUUACUGGGAUUUAUAUUACAAUCAAUUGUUGUGUAAUGCAUGAAAUACCUAACUUUAUGUAACACAGUUUGACAGCUAACCCUCUCAAUGCUCAUAUCUAUGCCCCCAUUAUACAAUAAUGUAAUAGAUGAUUAUGUAACACUGAUAGUAUCAGUUCUGCCUGCAUUGUAAGUGUGUUUUGUCACCAACAUAGCAUACUUUAUAGGAUUUUAUACGUAAUAUGUGCUGUUAGAAGAAUUAAAUUACACAUAUGUAGAUGUAUUUAUUACAGUAGUGGAACUGAAUGCCAGAUUUUUUUUUUAAAGCUGUUCAAAUAAGCAUACAGAGGUAAAAGUAAAAAUAAAAAUCUGUUCAUUAUUUUGAUUUUUCAGGUUCUGAAAUUUCAGUUUCACAUUCAAAGAUAAUAUGAUAAAGUACAGACAGUGGCACUAGGCCCAAGGCUAUAAAUAGAUUUUUUUUUCCUGGAUGCUCAAUUAAUUCACAAACUCUCGAGUCCCCUUUGAACAUGCUGCUUAGCUUUGUUUGUGAUGACUUGGCAGAUAUUUUGCAGCAUAAAUCCCAACGGGUUUUGACAGUCAAUAAAAACACUAAUCUGCUUUCAUUACACAGACACAACAGUAAAACUACUCUGGAUGGAUUAAUGGUAUGAGCAAAAACAACUCUGCUACACUACCUUAUUUGACUAAUGAGAUAUCCUUGUGGCAUUAUGCUUACUACCAGUUUCUGCAGCGCUUUAGAGGAGAUGAAACCUGCAUAUUAUUGCAUCCUCAGCUAUUGUAUAUCACACAUUAAGACACUGCAGGGUGAAAAGUAAUCAGUUUUUAAGAUAUGCAUUAAAAAUAUUUUUUAUAUAUUUAAACUGUAUGUUCUUUAGAUGCAACCCAAAAUUGGAUCACAUCAGCUUGGAUUGAAUUAAUCUUUUUAGAUCCGUAAUUAGGGGAGAGUGGGGUAAGAUGAGCCAUUUUUCAUAUUUCGGAUCACUACAUCAAGGCAAUCAUAGUUUUGUCUCUAACUAGUGUAUCUGCAUAUAUUUCAAGAUGUUGUGCAUCCCUGCAAACCAACAGAAUGAGUGUAAACAGAACUGUCUUGAUAAUAUAGCAUGCCAAAAAAAGUGGUCUCCUAUGGUCAACUUACCCCGUGUACUCGCCACCCCAGCCCUCCCUCACCUUCUCUCUCCCUAAAUAACAGUCACUUCUUCACAUUCAUGUGUAUUUUUAUCUAUUAUAUGCUAUCCAACUGUUACAAUAAUUCAUUUUAUUAUCAUAACAUGCAACUGCUAAAAAGCUGUUUUGUAAAAAGUCUUUUUGACAUGAGAAUGUCUUUAAGUGAUUUAGAACAUUCACAGCUGUAUUUUUGAAAAGAAAAAGUAAAACAUUUCAACAAUCUGAACUGAAACUCUGAUCCUCUCAUCAGACUCCUUUACUUUCUCAGUUGAGUCUCUGGCUCAACUUACCCCAGAACUACUAUUAUGACUUUAUUAGUCCUCUGAGCUAAAAUGGUGGACUUUCAUGCUAGGUUUUUGACCUCAUGUUGUAGCUCACAUAUGCCACAGUUGACAUAUAAAACAAAUUUAAAAUGAUUUUUUUUUGGUCUGAACACAAUUCUAAUAAAACUUAUGACAGACUGAAUUCACUUUCAAGAGUGAAAAAUGUGAAAAACCGCUUCACCCAUGUGCUUCUAACCUUCACAGACUCCAUGAAUUGAUGCCCAUCUCCUAAAUAUUUGGUCACAUGAUCAAUUUCUUUCACCAUUUCCAAGCAACAGGGGGUGGCUCAACUUAACCCACUCUCCCCUAUAUGGGACCUCUUUUGUCAAUUUCUGAAAUCAAUUCGUGAAUAAUAUAUUGGUGUAUGUUUACUACUUCGAAUUGAAGUACUUUACGAUAAACUAAACGAAAGAAGAAGCCAUCUGUGGAGUUAUUUAGUCACUAAUUAGCUGUUGUUUCAUUGACAGCCACGCGAUGGUAGCAUUGGGGAGGACGUCAUGACGUCCCAUCAUUCUCUAUAAGCUUAACGCGUGUGCGUGCUCAUGCACUCGUGCCGUAGAUUGGAAAGUCAUGGUUAACAGUUGAUGGGUUCGUUGGAGUUUCAUAGAUGAGAAACGUCGACACAGAAAUGUGGCAGUGAAAACGCAUCCCACGGCUCCCACGAGAAAGUAGUUAGUUAGUUAGUUCAUGGGAAAAAGUUAGACAAUACUCCGCCCCCUUCUUAUUCUUUUUAGUUGAGUCAUUUUCAAAAGUAUCGCGUGGGUAGGGUACCGGUAAGUGAAGUCAGUUCAUUCAUGUGAGGUCCUUAAGUAGGAGGGUCCGUCCGUGUGUGUCUGUCAGCAUGCGAACACCACUCCAGGCUGUGGAGCUCUAACUGUGAGGAGGUCAUUAUCACAAGUGCGGGUUACCGGCUGCGCUCAGGUGGACCGGAUCGAUGAGAUGAUCCUAAAACACAACAGUAGUCCUCUCCUGCUCACCGUCACCUGCAUGUACUUCUCAGGAGGUUUGCUUUGGUCCUACCAAGAAGAGGAUGUCACUGACGGGUAAAGAGUUCAUGACAAGACACCAAAUGACAUGAAAGGAGAAAUGUGCUCGAAUUUCACUUCAAAAUAUUUCAUUUCACAGUGGAGAGUGCUCUGAGAAUAACAUUUCCACAACAAAGUACCCCUGCGUGAAGUCAACUGGAGAAGUUACAACGUGUUACAGGUACAGUGGAGUGACUGAUGUGGGUGGAUGAUGUUUGAACCUGAAUGAAAGGAGUAAUAAUAGUGUGAAAUUACUCAACUUCAGUCCUGCCUGUUUGUGUACAUAUCGGUUCUUUUGCCUGUGCAUGAUGUGAAAUCGAGGCUGUCAUGUUGUUUAAGUCAAACUUGACUGAAAGUUUGGUUAAAUUUCAAGACAUGAACUUUGAAUGACACUGAACAUAGAACCUUCCUUUGCUUCCUCAUGCUUUGAAUGUAAAUCGAAUCAGCUAUUUAGUAUCUACCUACAUUCAUUUUUAUUGUUCACAUGACUUUAUUGUUAAUUUCAAAGAAUCUUGUUUGACCAGAGGCGUGAAAUGUUCCUAGAAAGUUUCCUAGCCCAUUGCAAAACAUCCAGAAACCUUAAGCGUUAUUCAUUUAAGUCCACAGACAGUAGACAGAAGAGACUAUGACUGAAAUUAUCAGAAUACAACCCACUGAGCAUUUUUUGGUCUAAAAGAGGUCUAAUAGACGUCUAAAUGUAAUCUAGAAGACGGUCUAAAAUCAGGCUACCACAGGUGUAAAUAUGAAAGUUUUCAGACGUCUACAUUUAGACAGAGUUUAGACUAGCCAGCUAACAGAGGUCUACCAGUCUAUCAUAAUUACUUUGGUUUAGUACUUUGAGAUCAGUUAUGCAACUCACAGUUGGGUUUUGAAAUAAAUACUUAUUGAAUAAUCGGUUAAAGUGCAAUGUUUAAAUUCCGUCUACAGAUAUACAGAAUCUAGACGAUUUAAAUUAGGUCUAAAAAAUAACUAGACGUCUAAUAGCCGUCUAUUGCUCAGUGGGAAGCCUUCAAUGCAAGAGGCAAACCCAGCUGCAUAAUUGAAAAUGUGUUAUAAAUGACUCAAAAAAGAAGAAUGUACAGUCUAAUUUAUUACUAUUACUAUUUUACUAUAUUACUAUUACUUACUAUUAAGGAUUUUACCCCCUGAGCAAUAGACGGCUAUUAGACGUCCAGUUUUGGGUUUUUUUGGCCUAAUUUCAACCGUCUAGAUUCUGUAUAUUUUUAGACAGAAUUUAGAUGUUGCACUUUAACCCAUCAUUCAAUAACUAUUUCAAAAAGCAACUGUAAGUACUUAACCAAAAUAAUUAUGAUAGCCGUUGAGCAAUAUACAGUGUAGUAUAUAGCCCAGAUUUAGACUUGGUCUUGAUUUAGACAUCUAAAAAAACUGUCAUUUUUAGACCUGUGUUAGCCUGAUUUUAGACCAGUCGUCUAGGCUACAUUUAGACGUCUAUUAGACUUUUGUUAGACCCAAAAAAAUGCUCAGUUGGUAUCCACAGCUUUGUAGAGGUGCAGCACUCUUUUUUUGUUUGUCCCUUAGUGUGAUCAAGGCUGGUAACAUUUGUUCACUCUUGUUUUGGAAACAAAGUAAUUCAACUGAAGCAGAAAACUAAUUAACUAAACUAUGUAGCUGAUCACUUUAUCAGUUAUCUCGUUUCACCACAAGCCUAUUUCUGUCUGCUCUUUUGUGGGAAUGCAUAAUGAGAAGUAAAGAAAUGCCAGAUUUUGAAACAUGUCCUCUGAGAAGUCUCCCAAAAUGCAGACACUGAGAGGUUUCAUCUCUUCAUUACUUGACAAACUGCUGGCCGUAGUUCAAGCACACAGUGACAUCCUGUUUCAUCUUCCAAUCUCAAACACAUUCAGAGAAGAAUAAUGUUGGUUUAUAGUUAUUGGCUGCGGCCACGGUUGUUCCCCACAUUGUUUAUUUAAGGAAGAAAAACUGCUCCGGCUAAGAGCAGAGAUAAUGUUUCCUGGGCGCAUUUCAAUUCACCUGCAUGGUGAGAGCUGAUGAGAGCUGCCCAUCAGCUCUCUUGGUGCUCAACAGAGAAGUUUCAUGCUGUGCCAGAAACUCAGAUUAACGAUCUGAAUAUAAUAAUGUGACUGUGGAUUCUCAGGAAAAAGUUAGAAGUUUAGUCAUGCCAGUGUAAUGCACCUGGGCAUGAUGAAGAUACUGUGUACAGAGAAAUGCUUGUAAGUGUUAUUUGAAGAGGCAAGAUUCAGUUUCCAAAGGCAAGUGUAGGCUUAUGGCAUUCAUGCAGGUUGAACAUCUCUUUUCCAACGAAUGUUUUGCUACAUUACUUGAUCUGUUUGUUAAUGUAACAUAGUCAGACUUUUGUUAUGUAGUGGUUUUAUUUUUGGAUAACAUUUUGUAGUACUGAGGAUGUCAAGUGUGCAUAAGUUAGAUUACAUUUACAAGCACUUUGCCACCACUAAAGUUUACAUAGCACGUUGGAUAUUAAAGGUGGGGUGGGCAGGAAUCCGUUAAAGACACAUCUUUUUUUUUUGUGGUGUAUAUACAAAAAAGCUUUUAAUCACAGUCAAUAGCUAUUAGUUAUUGAUGACAUUUGGUAAUAAAAUGAUAUCGCUGUGUUUUGUUAUGUCUGUGUAGUGAAUAUUUUAAAUAUUUUGAGCGGCCCGCUCUUUCUGACUGUAAACAAAGCCAUUCUCUGCCUCCCCCAACCUGAUUGGUUGCGAGGCGGACGCUGCUCCCCCGAGUUGUUCACAAGCCCAAAUAAAGUUAGCGUGCUACAAUAUCGGACAGUAGAAACCAACUAGAAAGUACAAAAAAUUGUCUGAAUCCUCCUUUGGCCAUGACUGCCGACACAAGCAAGAAAACAAAUUCCAGAAUAUGGUGGAAUAACGGGCGGUUAAAAAGGAGGUAGAGCUAAAAAGCCGGUCAACAGUGAUGGGGGACACUUCGGGAUCUUACGGAUCCUGUAACCUUAACCUGCUGCGUGUUGUAGCGCCGCUAAACUGUUAACAUCGGGUUUCACUUUAUCCUAGUUGGUUGUGAGGCUGUUUGUAGAAGUCCUGCAAACAUUGUUUUUGCUGGUAGUCUGUUGGCAUCUACAGUAGCACCAAUGGUAUUUACUUUCACGUUGACUGGUCCCCAUUUGUAAUUAUCAGAAGUAUUUCUCUGCAUUAUAUCUGAAUUAAAUUGAAACGAUACAAGCGAGCAGGAGCGUCUGUUUGUGGGCGGAGCUUGCUGGAGCAGAGAGGGAGGGGAGAGGAGGAGCUGAGGGGAAAACUGGUUGGGAGGGGUAGAGUUUACAUUCAAGAUUUCUCCCAAAAACUGGCACUAACUCAGAUCCUGCCUACCCCACCUUUAAAUGUAAGGAUAUUUGUGUAACUCCUGCAUAAAUGCGUUGAUGUAAACAAAGGGCUUGUUUUGGGGGGAUUCCCAUUUGGAAACAUCUUCAGAGCUAAACAGAGGUCAGCCUAUCUUUGUCUGGUUUUCUACUUUUUCCCUGUUGCGGAAAAUACCGGUCACUCUUACAUCCUCUUCAUCGUCAUGGUGUAGUUCCUGCCAAGCCACAGUUUAAAGCUUUCAGCACUUAUUUCCAGAAAGAUUUCCCUCCGUGGUCACUGUCACAAAGCGGGAAUUAUCUGGACAGAGUCACUGAGCAUAACCCUUAAAAAUAGAUUUUUUAUGAGUCCAUGUAGCAGAUUUGAAGAGCUCCUCAGUUAUACCCAGCAGUUAUCAGCUAGCCUGAUAAUCAGCUUUGUGUAGACCCCCUGGAGGAAAUACAGCAGAAGGCAGCAGUUGGCAAACAGUGAAUCUUUGAGCUUUCAUGAACUGCUUUAGGCUGUUGGCAGUGGAGACUUACAUAAUCUAAAUUGAUUUUUAAUCUUCCAAAGAUUUGAUAAUUUAUUGCUGUUAUGUUGGCAAACCAACGCUUUACAUUUAGGCUUUUUACCUGCCGAUGGGAGCACGUCUCUAAAUAUCCCAGACAAGAGCCAGAACCAAUACGCUAACCACCACAGGAUAUAGACACAUUAAUAAUCUUUGUUUAUAACUUUUCUUCUGAGGAGAAGUACAUGAAGCAAGAAUACACACCGGCUUGAUUAACUGUGUAUUCGAUGUGAGCCAUGCCUUCUCUGUGAAGGAAAUGCUUCUGUGGAAAAGAAGCAGAACACACGCUGAGUGGGUCUACAGCUGCAACAGUUACACAUAAUUGAUGUGUGGCAUGUGUAAUUGUUGCGCUGUUAUUUUUCCAAAUAAUUCUAGUGCUACAAAGUGUUUUGUCGCUUUGUUCUGCCACUCCUUCUCCCCUGUAUUAGGAGGAAACUGAGGAAAGCAUUUCUUCACUCCCCGUGAGACGUGAUAGGCAUGAUACUUCUCAUGCACUUUGCUGAUCUAAGCAGCACUGUUUAUAUCAUGUGAGUGUUCCCACCAAUUCAUAUCUAUUGUUUUAUUUUGAUUUCCCUCAGCUUUUCUUCCUCUUCUUGAGCAAAGUUCAAGCGACUCACAGCGCCCUGAAAUUUGUCAAAAAGAAUUAGACAGAUUUUCCACUAACUGCAGAGCAAAUAAUUGAUUUAUAUUGUGAUUCCCAGAUUCAAACUCUGUGGGGGUACGUCUUACAUCCAGGGAAAUGAUCCUUUCAGUCUGAGUUUUUUCAACUUGGCUACAAGGUUUUAGGUCUCUCUGGUUUCCGUAGUUUUCAAAUCUGGUUUUCACAUCAAAAAUAACUGUAUUCAGCUCUUUGGAGUAAUCCUCUCAGCUGGACUUCUGUUCACUCUCCCAAUUCAAAUAUCUUUCAGCACCAGGAUUACACUCAGGAUUUCUCUGUUGCCUUAUUGUCAUCCCUCCAGUCAUUGUAGCUUUAUGAAGGCACAGCUUAAAGGUUCAGCAGGUCUCUAUUAGUUUAUUUUUUUGCCAUAUUGGGUUACCACAUCUCUGAUAUAAAUGUUCAGCAAUGAAUCGCAAGAGUUUGGAUUUAUGGACAGCUCAUGAGUAACAUCUUCCAGGAGAGUUUUUGAGUAGAAAAACAUGUUACUGCGGAGAGCACCAUGUUAUAAUGUUUCUAAAUAAAUGUCAACACACAGACGUAGAAAUACUCUUGCGAUUGUAAUGUGGUUAUUUGAUAAGUUGGAGUCUGUAAAUAGAUUAGAAUCAAAAAUCCAACCUUUUAUAAUGUCUGCUUUUCUAGUUUGAUUGACUCUUACAAAUCAGCAUUGGAGUUGAUUAUUGGAGAGCAUAUAAAACCUCUUUGCUGGAAAACCAAUGACUGUAUGAGGGGAAUGGAAAAAUAUUCAGCAAUUUGCAAUCAUGAGUCCUCAUUUAAGAUAUGUUUUUAAUUACUUACACACCAAUUGUUAUGCGCUUUGUGUUUGUUUCUGGCUAUGCAUCACAGAACAAGUUAAUAGACUUGAUGCGCAGUUUGAGUCGAGUCUGUCUGUACAGAAAUGAUCGACAGCAGCAAAGAAAAGAAAAGGUUGUUUGUAAAGCAGUCGCUCUAUUAUAAACAAUCUUCUACUGGUGCCUGAAACCAGAAUUUUCAUGCCAGAGUGGGCGUAGAUUUGAACCGAAUUGUUAAAACCACAGAAUGACAGCAAAAUAUCUGUGACUGUUUGGCAUUUGAAAAAACAAAAUCCAUCAUGAUAAAGGGAAUAAGUUGUCGGCAAAGAAGUGUGAGGGGAGUCCAAGCCGUUUCUCAACAGGCCAAAAAGUGAAACAGAGUUUACCGGAAUUAACCUCAGUAGAUGCAGAGUCAGAUAACACAGCCCAAGAUCAUGCCAAUCAAACAGGCCUGAAAUGAUUUACAUUACCUGGCGCUGUUCCUCGACAUCUUGAAUCAGUACACAGAGAAAAAGGAGGAAAAGUGAGAGUCAAAGUAGUCGUAGAUUCAUGUUCAGGAUUACAUUUCAAAAAGCAACGGAUUAAGGUAAAACUUGAAUUUACAAAUUGUCAGUACAUAUAAUAACUGAUACAAUCAUGAGACUGUGGCCUCAAAUGUCCCAUUAUUUAUCCCUUAAAUGACACAUAAUGACCUAUCGAAUAAAAGACAACAUCUGUUUUCUUUCAGUAUUCAAAGAGAGGAUGUGUAGCCUGUUGAGUGGAGUGGCCUGCCGUGUUUUAGAGAGGGAUCUGUGGAUGACAUGAACUCUUUAUUCUGCUACUAAAUAAAAGAUCACAUGGUAAAAAGGUUGUAAAGCAAAGAGGACGAGGUUAACAGCCAGAAUAAGUCACUUAAAAUACUCAGGGAUGACAGCUCUUGUUCACCUUUUUUUACCAGAAGAUACAAAGUGCUUCUGCUCUUCAUGUGAAGUGUUAUUAUGAUGUCCAAUGAUAGCAAUACAAACGGAACAGUCAGUCCAUACAGUCCAGUCAAACGAGAUAUCCCUUCUUAUUAAAAUAAUGUUACUUUACUUUGGUAGGUUGUUCAAAAACUUCCCCCUCAGGCUUUGAUUUGCCUUCAUAGCGUUUAUUUAAGAGUUGAUUUAAUUUGUUUAUUAACUUGUGCUAGUCACUGCCUGCAGGUGGAAAAGUAAUAAAUCAUUACUCAUUAAAGAAUUUUAGUCAUUUGAGUUUCACUUUUAGUUAGUCAGCUUACCAGACCGGUUUUCAUGUUUGCUGCUGAGCUUGUAUCAGAUUAGUUGUGCAGAAUUUAAAAAGAGAACUGUGUAAAGUGAUGGGCAGUGUACCUCUUAGUGUCACAGUCACAACAUGUAUAUAGCCACAGCUCCAGGUGAAAGAAGUAGUGUAAUUAAGUAAUUUGUGACCUACAACAACUAGACUGCAUCCUGGUCUGAGAGGAGUCACUGCUGGCACUGUCAUCCUGACUCCUCUUUGUGUUGGAUAGGAUGUCAGUUUUGCACAGCAAUGAGGUAAACUAGUGCUGUUUAUUUCCAAGUUUAAUGUUGGCAAGUAACAGCAAUGCAGGGAUUUGCAUCUCUGUUUAAACAGGUCUACCUGCUUCAGAGUGUAUCUUCCACCUGAUGACUCAGUUGUCUUCAGUCCAAAACGAUGAAUAGAAGCGGCCUGUGGCUGUUACUCAUAGUCAACGACUGUAGCUCCUGAUAAUUGCUGCAAAAUCAUAGCUUUGUUGAGGCGGAGACAGUUUAAAGAUCAACUCAUUUCAUUCAUGACAAACUCUUCACAAUAAAAGUCCUAAAUUGGUUUGAUGAAACUCAUCACAAAACAAACAGAGAAAUGAAAGUUUGGUAACACUUUAUUUGACGCCUAUCUCUAUAACACAUUAUAAGUAUAAUUAUAAUGUGUUAUAAUGACGUUAUAGCACUUUAUUACUAUAGUUAUAAACACUCAUAAAUGAUCAUAAUGCUUUACAUUAUAGAGCAUUUUAUCAUGACUUUCAAGGUCAAUGUAAUGUAAUGGUAAUGUGUUAUAACUGUUAACAACUCACUCACAAUGCCUACAUAUAUAAUGCAAUGCAACUGUUGUUUACAGUUAUAACACAUUAUAAUACCUGACCUUGUAAGUCACAAUAAAAUGCUUUAUAAUGUGUUGUGAUUGUUGCUAUAAAGCAUUAUGAUCAUUUAUGAGUGUUUAUAACCAUAGUAAUAAAGUGCUAUAACGUCAUUAUAACACAUUAUAAUUAUAUUUAUAACGCGUUACAGAGAUCGGCGUCUAAUGAAGUAUUACAGAAAGUUCAUAUUAGAGAGAUUCGGCGAGAAAUUACAAUGUACUGAGUUUAUAAAAUCUUCAAAAAGUACUUUGUAUUGCAAAAUAAAAACAAACAGGGCUUCAGAUCCUUAGUCUCUUAGAAUAUACUGAGAAAACAUUAACAUGUUCACUGGCAUGUAGAGAGGAGAGUUACUCAACAGAGAGGGAAGAAAACACUGUUUUUGUGCAUGGUGUUUCUCCUUCCUGCGCUCAAUCACAUCAAUCAUUGGUCAGUGAAGCUUGUUUUUGUCCCAUAGAAGUGUUUUUUUUUGUUGAUGUUGCAAUGCAAAGCAUAAACUUAUUAAAGCCUGCUGUUUGUUUGUCUCAUUUUAAUGCUGUCGCAUUUUGUAUCCUGUUUUCAAUAUGGGCCCAGCUGGCUGUGAGUGAUUUCUGAAGGUCCUAUUAUUAAUGUGCUGUUGGAUGAUCUCACAGUCACUGCUGAACUUAGCUGGGAGUGGGAGGAGUGAGGAGGUUUUUCAAGUCUUGAUUUAUUGUCAUUCAUUCCCCUCCAUAGGUGGUGAAAACACUUUAAUGGCUUUUUCCUUUUGAAUUUUGAUGAAGAUGUAAAAGCGCUUGUCAGUUAUUCAGCUGAAAUAAUGUACACGUUCCCUUUAGGUUAAGAAUAAAUCUUUAUCCUGUUUCUUAAAAGCACUGAGGAAACAGGAUGGAGUGUAAGUUAUCAUAGUGAGAACACGGGAGGACAUGUUGGUGUUAAGGAGCAUUCCUCAGUGACAGAUGUAAAGCAAAAAAAAAGCAGCAAAUAUCCUCCCUCUCCUCCCCUCUCUUUCUAUUCUGUUUAUUACAUCCCAUGAAGUGAAGGAGAUUACUAGAAACACUUAUACUGAAGGUUUUAUUAAUGCUUCCAUCCUUCAUUCGCUAAAAUUCUCAGUAAACUCUCCCACAUGUUGACAUUUUUCCAUCACACAUGUUUAUUCUUUCAUUUUGCCCUUCUUGAAUAAUUCAAAACAUUUUAUUUUUCUGAUCUUUAUCAAACUUCUUUAUAAAUAUCCAGAAUUACUGGACAGAAAGCAUUUGCAUCUGUUUCCAUUUAAAGUGUGCCGUAAUACAAAGCACGCCUUGCCUGGAAAUACUGUGACUUAAGCAGAUUUUGCUUCAUGUUUCCAAAAGCCUGGAGGUCUUUUACUGAAGGGUCAUAGUUUGACACUGCUGUUUUGAGGAUUUUUGGUAUAUUAUCCACUUUACAUAAAGAGGGAUUUUCCCUCCUGUAAAAGCCUCCAAACCCUAAAGGCAUGUACAGAGUGUGAGGGGAAUGUAAACCAACAAUUUAUAUUGCAAAUGAAAAAAAGGCACAAUCUGAAGAGAAAUCAAAAAUGUAAAUACAGGACAUCCAAUCAGAUCCUGUGUGGUCUGUUUCACAUCCCUCCUAACAUUUACAGAUCACUUGCUUUGUCCAUAGCUUAUCCAUAUAUCAUCAGUUCUUCUGAGAUGUUUUUGGUUUCUUAAAUCUCACUCAUGUUUCUCUUGGCUGAUGCUUCGUCAUCAUUUAUCUCCUGCCAUGGAGAGCUGUAGUGUGGUCACGCUUUGGUCACACUGUGGGUUUUUUUUUUCAGUGGUUAAGAGAUGUGGUGAUAUGUACACCACAGGCUGUGGUUUUUCUCUUCUUUAUGGCUGGACUCUUACUCUGCUGUAGUAAAAGAUCAUUUCUGCAUGUUCAGUCAGUCUGUAAGUUUUUUGAAAAGUUAAUCAGGUUAUAAAAGAAUUGUUCAAGUAAGUUAGCACUGUGUGAAUUCUUCACAGCUAAUUGUUAUUCAUCAUUUGGACACUUGAAGCCUUUAUUUAUUCUCCCAUCAGCACAGAGAACAGACUGCUAAUUUAUCAGUCCAGGAGGACGGCAGCUGGCCAAAGGAAACGUUUGCCUGCACCGGUGAAUAAAACCAUAUACCAGUCAUGUUUAAUUGUAAACAGAUGCAGCUUUUAACGUUCAUAACAUGCUUUAGGAGAGGAGGGUUUCAUGUUUGGUGGUUUCUUGAAGUCAGGCAGAUUCUGCUCUUGUCCGCAGAGUAAUGAGGUCGCAUGGUGCUGAGUUUUAAUAUUUGUAAAUAGGGGUGUCCCAAUACAGUAUUGAUAUCGAAUAUUGGUCCAAUAUCAGCAAAAAAUUGAAUUUUGGAUUAUAUCGGCCUGCAUCUAAAAUCUCCAGUAUCAGCACUCCAAUACAAGCAGUCCAUUCCAGACAAGUUAUACCAACUGUAGCAACGACCGCAGGAUAGCAAUACACAAUGGGGUGAUGCAGUCCAAGGAAGAACAUUGAUGAUCAUUUCUUUAUUGUUUCCUUAAAGUAAUAAUAACCAUAUUAAUAAUUUUGCACUGCAGACGUGGUAGUUCUUCUGCCUUAGCAUCUCGGUCUGAUUGUAUUUCCAUGAAGAAAUGAUCAUAAAUGUUCUUCCUUGAGCUGCGUCACCCCACAGCAGUCCGUAAUGGACUGGCCCGAGGUCUCGCUACAAACAAGCGGCUGCUGGAAGAGAGUGGGUGAGUUGUGUUUAGUCUCUUUGCUAAAGAAAUUAGGCAAAGUUUAAAAGAUGUUUGGUGGCCAGUGCUAUGGCUAGGACCCUAUAUGUACUGUUGAUGAAGUUAGGUGCUGUUCUGAGCAUUAUUUGUGGCUAUAGAGUGGUGUUUUGGUUGAGGUUUGUUUGUGGCUCCUCAGACUGCUGUGUAUUGCUAUCCUGCUAUGCAGAAGAAAUAAGGCCUCUGCAGUGCAAAACAAUUAAUAUGGUGAUUAUCACUUCAAGGAAAUACUAAAGUAAUGAUCAUAAAUGUUCUUCCCUGAGCUGUGUCACCCCUCUGUGUAUUGCUAUCGUGCGGUCUUUACUAAAGUUGGUAUAACUAGAGAAACAAGCGGUUGGCAACAUUCAUCUCUCGAGGGGGUGUCUAACUCGGUGUUACGGUGUGUUUGACCCUAAAUUAAUUCUACACCGGAAUAUCCCUUUAAGGCUACAAUAUCGGUAUUGUAUCGGAAGUAAAAAGGUGUAUCGGGACACCCCUAAUUGUAGUUCAUCAGAACAAUAUUCACCCCCUCUAUUACAGUCAGCGUAUUUUCCACCUGUUAAGAUUGUGUUUUAUUGCAGUUGUGGAGUUAUAUCAUGCUAAUCUGCUUAAACCACUUCAAGAUUUAUCUUUCCUUUUACCCCAGCUUCUUCUCCACUCGGUAAAGCUGGAUAUAUUUUAUUUGUUUGGAAACAGGCAAACGAAAAAGCAUUACUUUAAAGGAGUUAUUGCUGCUUCAUUUUUAUGUGCAGUCCCAGAACAGAAUAUUAGAUUUCAUGACAUGCAAGUAUUAAAGUAACAUAAAAACCACAAAACCUCAAGUGGGCAAACAUAUGUCACAUACCAGAGAUCCAGCUGGGUUAUUCACUGUAUAUCAUGAGGCCUUGUGAAACUAAUAUAAGAAGAAACUCAACGCGGUAAUUUCCUCGUGUAAUAGUUUGCAGCCACCACAAAUCUACGGGAUGAGACUUCAUAAGAUAAACUAUACUUUCUGUGUAUCUGUUUAUCCUUAUUUCACACUAACAGUAUGAUAAUUUUAAAAAGUAUCUGACUCAUUCAGAUUUGUGGUUUGGCAGUCACCAAAGUUUUUAAAAUAUAUAUUUUUUUGGGAUUGAAAUGAUUUUCUGUUACAAAAUUUCACGUUGAUCAUUUACGUAAAUACAUGUGAAAAUUAUUCUUAUAGUGUAAGUAAAACAACUGAUUUGUCAGUGUCUUCCAGAAUUGUCUGUACAAAACUGUGUGUGUUGGGACUGUGUCGACUGACCACCACAAAGCCCUGCUGCAUCCUAAAAGACAAUUACCACAUCAUGCCAUCCCUGAUUGCUGUAAUUCUCUGCACAGUCUCGAACCAUCAGCCAUGUCCAGUAGCUCUAUAACGCUUCGUUUAAUGCUUCCAAGUGUGUUUGCCGACAAGUCUUCUCUAUUCCCUCAGCAAAUUAACCAUAUUGAUUUCUAACUCGUGUAUCUGCCUCAGGCCCUAUUGUCAUGAGGCUUGAAUAGAUUGUAGAUUGAUUGAUUGAUUGAGAGCUUGUUGUUUAGUUUAUUUUGUUGUGGUUUUUUCUCUUUUUUUUAAGUCAUCAGGAGACAGACAGGGACACAGGAGACUAACUCUUAAUACUGACAGGUCUCGGCUGAGGAAAAAAAUCGGUGUGAAUUUUGUUGGAGUUAACAAAACAUUUCUGGAUUAUGAUAAAAGUAUGUUUCCAUUUUAAGGCAAAUCAUCAAUUAGAAUCCACUUAUUAUUUGAGUCGACCUCUAAGACGACUGCUUCUUCCAGUUCUCUUAAAAUUUAGUAGUUUUUUUUGCAUCAUUUUCAUGCUGUGACUAUUUUUCCACACUGGUGGUGUAAUGAGCUGUUAAAUCUGCGAAUAAUAACAAAGGAGUCACAUUACGUCUAAUCCCUUCAACAUUUCCCUGAGGUGAAGGUUACACGCUCUCACAGUAACCCCAGUGUUUGAGACGGACUGGUGAUGUCUGGCUUGUGUCCAGUUGAAUGGUUUGAGUUAGACACAUGUGUCAGGCCUGAUGCCGUUUACUGUAACAGGCCACAGACAGCAGCGCUCUGUAUGAUUUCCUGAAGUGUCAGAAUGAGAAACAUCACAAACCUCUGCACUUGUGCCGGGUGAAAGUUUAGAUUAAUGAAACUUUGAGUAUCUCAAGUCAAGAGUGACACGAGAGCAGAUAGAUUUCAUUGAGGGUUACUGAGCACUUUAUAUCAUGUGGAUAGGAGUCAAAUCUGAUUUGCUUGAACCUACGGCAUCACUGAGGAAACAUGCUAAAGACAUGCAGAAGCCAAGGCUGCUACUGUGACAGCAGACUGGUAAAAGUUUGGCUCCAGCUGUCUGCUAAAGCUUAGCAGAGCUGAAAUGCUUCACUGCAGCGAGUCUCAUUAAUAAACUGACAGUUUGGUUGGAUUAUGUUGCAGCAGAAGUGCUGUACAUGACAAAUGCAGCUUGUAACAGCAGAAAGAUUGCAGGAGUGAACAGUAGAGAGUUUGUUUUUUUAAUGUUAUCCUAUUUCAGCUCACAGAAAGAAGUUACAUUUGUCAUUGGAGCCAUUUGCGUCAUUGCUUCACUGAACUGAGCUGCUUCCCCCAAGAAAGGGAGUGAAAUUUAUUCCUCUAAAUAUUGAAUAAUUUAAUUAAAAGUAAAACAGCAAUCUUGAAAUUUCAUUCAAUCGAAGCAACAGUUCUCUCUUUCUUCACAAUAUCAUUUAGCUGUGUGCUCCGCAGGCAUAUUUUCCUACAACGUUUUACAUUCACCAGGCCUGUUAACUUUGUGUCACAUGAGAGAAAAUGAAAACAAGAAAGGUCAGAAUUAAAAGCAGGGUUUGAAUUAGCGAUAUUAAAUUGAGCAAUGCAUUUGCACACAAACCAGACUGCUUUUUAUGGCCUUUACCAAAGGGUAUCGUACCAAAGCUGUGUGACUGUCACGGACGGUGAGCACUGAGUUCAAACAGUCAUUAACCAAUAGGUUAUGCUAAUGGACCAUGUCAGUGAUCAAAUGGGGCGCCGAUAUUUCUCUGGGCAGACAUAUCUGUGUACUCACCCUGGAUACAUUGCAUAGAGCAAUUUAUUUAAGAUUAAUGGGAAGGGGUUUUGUAUAAAAGAGGCCAGCUGUAAUGGUUUUAUUUUGCAGAAGAAGUGAUGUCUUAUUUGGCUAGAAUUUGGCAAGACUGCAUAAGCAGACUGUUAUGUAUUGACCCAUUAUUGGACAAGAGAGAGGAGGAGAGGAGAGAGUUCCAUUAUUUGUGAGACUGAAAGUCUUGAGUGGAGAAAGAGCUUAAAAAAGAAGUUCACUGGAUGUGCGCCAAGUAUCCCAUUAUCUGUAUUUUUAAUCUAUGAUAAUUCUUCAGAUUAAAUAAAUAUAUCGUCUUGUGCAUGUGAUUUGUGUGUGUACACUGCAGCUUUAGAGGCUCAAAGUAAACACUCUGUGAUACUGUGAGUUUAGUGGUCUGUAUUGGUGUGCCCCCAAUGUAAACAAGUGCCUAGAUGAGAAGGACAACUUUGUCUUAAAGGGAUAUUCCGGCGUGAUAUUAAUUUAGAGUCAAACACACUGUAACACUGAGUUAGACACCCCCUUGAGAGAUGUAUUUUGCCGACCACUUGCUUCUCUAGUUUUACCAACUUUAGAAUCGUCCACACGAUAACAAUUCACAGCGGCCUGAGGAGCCAUGUGCUCAACCAAAGCCACUCUAUAGCCACAAGUAAUGUUCAGAACAGCACCUAACUUUAUCAACAGUACAUAUAGGGUCCCAGACAUAGUACUAGUCACCAAACAUCUUUUUAGCUUUGCCUUAUUUCUAUAGCAAAGAGACUAAAGAACACAAUUUACCCACUCUCUUCCAGCAGCCACUUGUUUGUACAGAGACAUCGAACGAGUCCAUUACAGACUACAGCGGGGUGGCGCAGCUCAAGGAAGAACAUUUAUGAUCAUUUCUUUAUCAUUUCCUUAAAGUAAUAAUAACCAUAUUAAUAAUUUUGCACUGCAGACGCAGUAGUUCUUCUACCUUAGCAUCUCGGUCUGAUUGUACAUUCAUAAAGAAAUCAUAAAUGUUCUUCCUUGAGCUGCGUCACCCCGCUGUAGUCCGUAAUGGACUCGCCUGAGAGACAAGCGACUCCUGGAAGAGAGUGGGUGAGUUGUGUUUAGUCUCUUUGCUAAAGAAAUCAGGCAAAGCUAAAAAGAUGUUUGGUGGCUAGUACUAUGGCUGGGACCCUAUAUGUACUGUUGAUGAAGUUAGGUGCUGUUCUGAGCAUUAUUUGUGGCUAUAGAGUGGGGUUUUGCUUGAGGUUUGUUUAUGGCUCCUCAGACAGCUGUGUAUUGCUAUCGUGCGGUCGUUACUAAAGUUGGUUUAACUAGAGAAGCAAGUUGGCAACAUUCCUCUCUCAAGGGGGUGUCUAACUCAGUGUUUUGGUGUGUUUGACCCUAAUUGAAUUUUAUGCCUGAACAUCCCUUUAAAGUCUGUCUUGCUUAAUCAAGCAGCAUCUCAGUUUAUGUCCAUGUUUACACUCAGGUUCAGACAUAGCAGUCAUUUUUCUGUGUGUUUAGAUCAGUGGCGUUAGAUCGAUGUUUUAUUGUCGAUAAAUUUUGCACAAUGAGGUAGUGGUUACAUCAUCAUAUGAGUGUUAUUCCUGCAGAGUGACUAUUAUUCAUGUGCACAUCACAGUUGCAGUGUCCAAAUGAUACAUAAUUCAGCUCUACUCUGCAGUGGCAUUGUGUAAAUACUGGCUUGAGCUCAGGGCUCAAGCAGAGUUUGGCCGUCAAGUAAGAGCAGAAUAUAUAACAGCAUCAUGGUGUUCAACUCUCUGUUAAUGUUUUAUCCAAUAGAUUUACUACAUGUAGUGCAGGACGGCCGCUCUGGAUGAAUAAUUCACAGGGAAUUGUUGUUUGACUAUCUGUUUGGAGCCCCUGAGCCUCAUAAAACCUACAGUUUCUGCUUCACAGAUUCCGGUAGAUUGAUGUCGCUGUACUCUUUCUGGAUGCGGACGAUUUUUGGAUUUUGUUUUGUAACAUUUUAGCCAGAAGAGUUUUGUAAUGCAGUGUCAACAUUGUGCAUUGGCAGCUUGUGUUGAAGUCUUUCAACUCCUCUCUGACCAGAAAUCUAGGUAGCUUUAAAGGCUCAAGUAUUCUCUUUUUCCAGUGAAUCCUCAAAUAUGAACUUUGGAAAAACUCUAAGGUGAUGGUGAUUGGUGAAGGUAAUUUUCAGUUCUCUACCAUCAUCAAGUCCAAUUAAAAUACUCAAUCUUGUAUUGACCCCUUUCCAGAGAAGGAUAAACAUUACACACAUCAUUUUCAGUUGAAGACAUAUUGUACCGUCUACAGCAAGGCCAUUACAUCCCUCUCUUAUAAAUUUCAGUCCUUGCAUUGAGCUCUGGGGCAGCUGAGUUUUUUUUGGACCCUUUAUGAAAUAUCCCUUUAGCCUUCAUGCUGAGUUAUACUGCUAAGUGCCUUGGGGUUACAAUGCUACAACUGUUGUCUGUAAUGGCCGUCCUCCAACAGGGAGACAGCAACUUGUGGAAACGCAUAUUUCUCCAACAUCCUUUACCUUGUAUGGGAUAUCCAAACGAUCAUCUAAUUGCAUUAAAAUUACUGACACUAAUGGGACCUAUCUGAAUUAAAGGUAACACAUUUGUAGGAGGAAUGUUAGUGCAUCAUGCAAUCACAACGCAAAGCCUGCCAAUACAGAGAAAAUUAUGGUCUGCAACAAUCCCUGAUGCCUGACUCUUUCCUUUUGCAGUGUAGUAUUUUUAGCGGAAUAAAUGACCUUUCCAAGAGUUGUUUUUUUUCAGUCUGGAGGAUUGGAAAACACAAAGGCAUCCAGGCACUCAGAGGACGUACUCUCUGUACUUUGUUUUUAAUGUGUUUCUAUAAACCAGCUCUCCUUGGGGCCUGUUAUUCAGGAUACAGCACUGACAGAAGUAAGUGUCCCUCUUAAUUUACUGUAGUUUUGUCUAGUUCUGGAUCGGCUAAUAGUGUUGCUUAACUUUAUCUCCUGUUUGUCAUGGCAACAGCUGCGUGCUUACAGAUAAAAGACACGCUUUGACAUUGUGCAGUUUUUAUUUCUAAAUGACAUAAUGUGAAUCAGGAGAAAGGUUAAAACCUGGAGGCCAAACUGAAGAGCAAACUGUUGAUUCUUGGUCUACUGAGGAGUCUGACGGUUUUAUCUAUGCGCCAUGUGUCUGCAUGUUGUUUGGUUGUACUCUGAGGGUUCAUCCAAAGGUGAAAAGCCAUUAUUGACUCUGCCUAUCAAUCCAUGUUUAUAGAUUUCCUGAUCAAUGCCAGUAGGUUGGCUUUGUAAGAGACAAGUGAGCUGAAACUUCCUUUUGUUUUGAUUUGUUAGAUCUAUUUUUUCUUCUCCCAACAUCUUGUUGAGUUUAUUUUGAUCAGGCAGAGGAGCAGACUUUGAUUAGAGCCACUUGUACGACUCUAUUCUGAGUAAUUUCACGACAUAUUUGUUUGGCCUACAAGCUGAAAUCAAAGAUGAGUAAAACAGUGAAAAAUAUCGAUCACAGUUCCUCAGAACUCUCAGUACCAUCUUCAAACAUCUGUUUUUGUUUAGUCCAAGAGUGUAUUUUCAAACAAUGAAUUCGUACCGGGGAAAUAAUCCCAUUUGGAAACUCUACAUUUAUACAUGUACAUGACAAUAAUGACAGACAGUUGCUGUGUAUCUUGAGAUCGUGCCCUUGUGUGAAGUGUGUUAAGUGUGAAGGCCAAACAGUAGACCACAGUAGGCAGUUUUCAGUCCAUGUAAGAUUGAAGAUUUGGGCUCCCUCUUUCAGCCUCCGAACAUCCAGAACUAACUUUUACAGAUAGUUUGACCGACGAUAGGUUUUUCUGUGCCACUUCUACUCUUGAUUUACAAAACUAAAGCUUUAUUCUGAACAGUUGUCGAACACCAAAACUCAUGCGUAUGGUUAUGUCUUUCAUGCUAACCAUUUGAAUUCCCAGAACCUGUGACUAUCCUCUUAGUCACUGUCUCUCGUGACCUGUGAGAGAAAGCAGUCCCUCUCGCAGGUCUGGUUUUCUUCAAGAUAAGCGAGAACAUCAAUUAAAUGUCUGUGCGACACACUGAACUCGCCCCGUAUUACUCAGUCAUCAUCCCAACUUUGAUUUUGUGAAACCCUCUUUUCAGUGAUGCUUCAGAAGUAUUCAGUACAUGUGAGAUGAUGCCAGAAAAUGGACUACAGUCUACAAAGAGGAUAAAAAGACCUGGGAGUGAGCGUUGCCUUGACCCUGCUGCUAGUAUCUGCAAAACAUUCAGAAGUGCUCAGUUGUGUUGUGGUGUUGAUAACUGUUUCAGCAGUAGAGCGAGUGCCAGGGUUUGGGGGUUAAAAUUAGCAUCUAAAUGGGGUAGGACAACUCAGUGAGGAGAAAACAUCUGGAUGUUGACAUUUGAAGGAACUGGAGGCUGUAGGGAUCAGUUACAGUCCAGAAGAGACGCUCUGAAGAUUAAAAAGAAUGGGAAUAGUCAUUGUUGAUGAGGCAAUGUCUGACGAACACAUGGUUGUGUGCAAACAUGCCGAAUGUCUUUGCCUUUUUUUUUUUGCAGAUUUUCCAUGAGAGUUAGUUGACCCAGCCAAGUCUUGGCAGUGUAAAUAGAAGCCUUGGUCUUUCAUCCUGCUUGUGGUACAAGAGGCUGAUUUUCCAAGAGUAAGAAGCUCCUUCGAUCUGAAACUGUGAGGCUUGUAGAUAUGAAAUACUGUCAUGAAUCAGAGAGGGUAAUGAGGACUGUCCUGAGGAUGGAGCAAGCAAAUCUCGGCAGUGAGUUAGAGGCCAAUAAAAGUUAAAUAGAUGAAUCCACUGUGUUUGUUUUAUCCCCAAACUAGGACUAAAAUUUACCGAUACUGAAAUUUACGACAAUAACUGACCUCAUUUUGGCCAUAUCGGUAUAUUCAGUGUCAAAAAGGUACAUAAAUAUAAGUUGGUUUUGGAUGUGUGUAGGUAGGCUAUGGUCUCAUGUCCCUUUAAGACUGUCCUAAGUCAGAGACGUGACUCCACCCCAUCCAGUCUGUAACAAAAAGGGAGAGACAGGUGAGGAGAUGGAGGACAGUUCAAAAGUUGUAGCGGCUGAAGUAGAUGAAGUUAAUGUGGGAGGGGGUGAGCAGCUUGUGGAGUAGUUAUCGUCCAUUUAUUGUUAUCAGGGUGAACUGCUCAAUAUAUCAUGAUAUUGAUUUGAGGCCAUAUCGCCCAGCCCUACCCCAAACACCAAUAUUCAACUUAUUUACCUAAACUUUACUUCUCUGUUAUAAGGUCAAAGGACUUUUUCUCUCACUUUGUAACAAAUUCAUAAACUGAGAUACUCUGUGUAAAUGGCAGCAAAAAUACUCAUGGGUGCAGUAAAAAAAGCUGAAGAUAGAGCCUGAUCAACUCAUUUGCGUUUCCUGUUCUCUAUUCAGCAUGAGCAGGCCGAUCACAGAGAGUGUAGACGUUGUGUCCUCUCCACUUCGACAAACAUCCUCUCCUCAGUGGAAUGCAGAUAUGUUAUUUUAUAUCACUGGCAGCAUUGCUACACAAAUAAGCCUCCAACAAGCAGCCUGCAUGUGUCAAGAGCCUGUGUGUGUUUUUUCAAUUGUUAUGUCUGUUCGAGAGAGAAGAGCAUGCUGUAGGGUUGUGAUGAUAUCCCCACACGUGCGUGUUCAUCUAUGGGAAUUUCUCAAUGUUGUCACAUUCACUCCGCCUUGUUUGUUGGUUUGAAUUAGUGCGGGUCCUUGCAAGACAAAGCUGGCGAGGCUGGUUCACCAUGUUGGUUCAGGGGAGGUCCUGUGUUUAUGAGGUAAUUAGAGCGCUUAUGGCUCACCCAGGCCAACUGAGGUCAGACUAAUCUAUGUCUAGUUUUCAGGGGGGGGCGUGUAAAUUGAUACGGAUCACUGGCAAAAUGAAAUAACCUUGAGGUGAAAAGGCACAGGUGACAAAACAAUCAGCUCGUCUGUGAUGUCCUGCUCAUUUCGGACAAGUGUUGUCAUGUGAAGGUUUGUGACUGCGGUCUCUACUUGUUUGUAUUGUUGUUAAAAGUGUCAUGAAUGCAUUUGGGAUCUCUUCCUUACUUGUUCUGCGGCUCAUGAAUAUGAAUGAAACCCACAUGUGUUUUGAGUCUCUUUGCUGAUUUGCAUGUAGAACACAAACAGCUAACAAGCGUACACAGAAUUGUGUCCUCAGCUUCGGUAAGAGAAGGUAGUGAGGGCCGUGUGCGUCACCGCCCAGCAUGUUUGUUUUUUGUUCACUGAUUCAUUACAUAGAGAGCUCUAUCUCUAAUUACUCAGUCUUAAUCAGUGAGAUUAAAAUCCCUCAGUAAAAAGUCACAUCAACACUUAAACAUUCAUGUUUUGCACCUUCACACUCCCAGAGGAUGAUUUUGCACGAGGCUAUCUCUAGUGCUUAAACUGUGAGACGAAUUGAGCUGGACUUUAAGAUUUAGAUUUUAGGGGAAUGGAGUCCAGAUAUUGACCCAGAUGGUUUAAAUAUGCAAUCAGGUGUUUGCAGAGAGUUUAUUUUUACAUUAAACAAAGGCAUGACUUCAGAUACUCAUCUCCAGACUGAAUUUUUAAAAGCAAAGGUUAUAUCCUACAGAGUUAUUCGGCCUUCAGCAUCAGAAGAAAUGACAGUUUUAUACUUACAUUUGAGAUUAGUACAGAGCCAACAAAUCACAUGUUGAAACUGUAAACUGUAUUUUUUAAGAGAAUACUUAACCAUUGGGCUGUAUGACUGUUGUUGAACUGAACUCUGUAAACAUUUGAGAACCAAGAAAAGCAGUUUCUGGAGUUUUGAAAGGCAAAUUUCGUCCCAUUCUUCCCUGAUAAAGGGUAUCAGCUCUGUAAAAGCUCAAGGUCUCCUUUGUUGUGUUUUACUUUUCAUGAUGCACCAAAUGUUUUCAAUGGGUGAUAAGCCAGGACUUGUAAGGCCAAUUUGCAAUCUGACUCCUCUGCGGUGGAGAUGUACUGUUGGGAUUUGUGCAGAAUGUGAUUUGGUAUUGUCUUGCUGGAAUAUGCAAGGUCCUUGAAAAAGGUAUUGACAGUGAGACAGUGUCUGUUGUUGCAAAAUCUGCAUUAUUCAGCAAUAACAGUGUCAUCCAAGAUGAGUGAGCUAGUCAUGCCAUGGACACUUUUGAAUCCCCAUUGUCUUUUUAACUGUGUGCUGUGCAAGUAGUUUUUUUCUUCACAGCUGAUUUUGUGGCAUGCAAAAUGUAAAAUGUAAAAUUAAUUUAGGGUCAUACAUACCCCCUUGAGAGAUGAAUGUUGCCGACCGCUUGCUUCUCUAGUUAUACCAACUUUAGUAACGACCGCAGGAUAGCAAUACACAGCGGUUUGAGGAGCCAUCAUGUUUUUAAUAAUGAUCAUAUUAAUCAUUUUGCACUGCAGACACCUUAGUUCUUCUGCCUUAGCAUCUCGGUCUGUUUGCAUUUCCAUGAAGAAAUGAUCAUAAAUUUUCUUGGCUGAUGGAAGAGAGUAGGUGAGUUGUGUUUAGUCUCUUUGCUAAAGAAAUUAGGCAAAGUAAAAAAGGUGUUUGGUAGGUAGUACUAUGGCUGGGACCUUAUAUGAACUGUUGAUGAAGUUAGGUGCUGUUCUGAGCAUUAUUUGUGGCUAUAGAGUGGCGUUUUGGUUGAGGUUUGUUUAUGGCUCCUCAGACCGCUGUGUAUUGAUAUUGUGCGGUCGUUACUAAAGUUGGUAUAACUAGAGAAAAAAGCAGUCUGCAACAUUCAUCUCUCAAGGGGUUGUCUAACUCUGUGUUACGGUGUGUUUGACACUAAACUAAUUUUACACUCUUUAAGGGCAAUUUCCCACUGCACCUCAGUCCACUUUAAACAGGCAUUUCAGAGUCACAUUUAUAUAUAGUUUCCCCUUUGCAUGGUGCAUUUUAACCUUAAGUUGUGGAUGCAUUCAUGAACUGUGAUUUUGAGCUCAUGCAGGGACUUCCACUACUGAGUCAUAUCUGUUUUUACUGCAAACAUGAUAUAUAUUUUUUAUGAAUCAUUGCAAAUUUUUGGUUUUAACAUUUGACACAUUUUCUCUCUACUACUUUUACUAAAUAUAGCAUUUCAUUGUUUGCAAAUGGUCAAAAUCUGCUUUUAUUUACAUUUCGCUCAGCAUCUGAACUUUUGGUUGUUGAAGAACUGACUGACAAGAGUGAAUUAGUCCAAAUAUUGUUCUUUUGUGUCAUUAACAUUAAGAAUGAAGAUUAAAUGUUGGCACAAAACACAACCAUGAGUGUCCGACUAGAACAUGCAGCUUUGUCUGCGGUAUGUGAUGAGAAUGCUAUUUUCAUUCAACAACAGUUUACCUCCUGAGACCCUCUAUAUCAAAAGACCUGACAGAUUUUCACCCCCACGCUAUAAAUCAUUAAGUUGGUCUGAGGUUAUUUUAUUGCUUUAGUGCGCUGACCUUCAGCUUAGUAUCCAUCACCCAGAGUCAUUACUGGGCAUGUUAAUUUAACUUGCAGACAGGUCAUAUCAUUACCAUCUCAGUUCUGGGUGUCUACCUCUCCUGGUCUGCCUGUUUUCAUGUCCUCAUGUCAAAAUAUAAAAGGUUAUCAAAGGGGCAACGUAAGAAGUCAACAGCUUUAAAUUGAAUUAAUUUGUUUGAAUGAAAAAUGCCAGAUAAUACUCCAGUUGUGUUUUUAAAGUGUUUCGAUCUGCAAAGUAACUAAAUAUCACUUAGAAUUUCGACUUGUUUAUUUUGUGAUAUAAUAGAAAUUAGAAACUACAAUAAGGUAGAAUAUGAAAAGGCUAAUAUGCAUUUUCCUGAGUGAUAACUUAAUAAAGAUAGUUUGAUAAAGAUGAACUCCGACGUAGACACAGAUCCAGUUUCCAUGGGAUGUUGACGCCUCUUUCAUGAUCUUCUGGAAACGGACAUAGAUGUUUGUUUUCUCAUGAUUGUUCGGCUAACCCUGAUUAUUUUGCCAAGCUGGCUAUUUGCUAUAAGUGCCUUCUGUCCUUACGGGGAUGUUAUUGUGACAUGACAUACUGGGUCACACAGGAAACCAUCCUCAGAUCAACUCUCUGCGGGUGUCCAAGUCGGAGCCUACCUCAACAACACACAACUCAGUAUAAGAUAUCACUUACUCACUUGAAUUCAGAUACAAACUUUAUAAACUUUUAGUUUGACAGACAUUGGUACACUUUUUUUGUAAUUCUUGUCCAAAUAAGAAGCUGCACUCUCACCCUUCUUAGAUAUCCUUCAUGUAAUAACAUACUAACACGAUUAGUCAUAGCUGUGCCUGAUGCCAACAUAUGCAUUCACACAUGCUUGCAUUUAUGUUCAGAACAUAUUGAUUUUUAAGGUGUUUUUUAAGGCAUUAGCUACUUUGUUCAUUGUGUUAACAGGUUAAUAUUUCUUAAGUAGCACUUCACAUGAAAAAAACAGCUGACACAUUAUGUAACUAUAGACUCUGUGAUGGACCAUGAGCUAAACUCAAACUAUAGCAAAGAUGCACUCCAUGAAACAUGCUAACUCUUCAGCAUCGAGUUAUACAAACAAACUAUGAAUUUACACAUCAGUCUUUUCCUGCUCUCAAGCUAUUAACAGCCUCCUGAGUGAUCCUCGUUUCCCCCUACGUCCUUUGAACAUGAGCAGUGCGGCGGUUGGUGCAGGUUAGUAUAUUUCAGAAGGAGCCUCGAGAGCAGUGAGGAGGGCUCUUAUGGCCCCUCUUUAGGCUGUAAAUAUUCUGUUUUAUGAGUGUGUAAGGACUUGGCUGUUCUGUAUAUCCUGUACUUAUGAAUAUGAUUGUAAAAGCAGUCAACUGAAGAAAGCAGAACCACUGAUUUACAGUAAGGCAAAGAAAGGGAAGUUUAUUUAUACUGCAGAUUUUGGCAACAAGGUGAUUCAAAGUGCUUAACAUUAGGAGAAUAAUUACAUAGGUAGAAAAACAUUUAGAAAUCAUAGAAAGUGACAUUUAAAAUCAAGCCAUUAAAAACCAAAGCAAAAAAAACACUUAGAAUAUGACUGAAGCAUAAAAGGUGUCCUGCAUCCACUUACACAAAUGCUCUCAAUCUGAAAUCUGUUAGUUAAUCAGCGUUUUUAUUACAUAUUCUGUCAUUACUCGUCCCUCAGAUUAUUUCCUCAUGCUUUUUAUUCAUUUUUUUAUUUCUCCUCACUGUUUGGAAGUUUUAAGCCAGACUGGCAGCAGGGCUUCAGGGGCUUCAUUGCCAAUCUCCUCUGUAUGUCCAUCAAACCAAAGUUUAUCAGUAGCUCAGGGAUUGCUUUGGUGUUUUGAGACAGAUUCGUGGUCCCCUGAGGGUGAAUACAGACUGAGUUUACCUCUUGACUUGCCUCUGCCUCUACUGUGAAAUUUACAUUUGUAGAUUCUUGGGAAGUUUGAUGACACAGUGGGUGGAUCGGUACAUGAUGCAUCUAUAUUCACUUCAGGAUGACUCAGUACGUUUGGUCAUCAUAGCAACCAAAAUUCAACACUGAAGGUUUAUCAUCCCAAAAACAAAUUUGAUUGACACACGAUGGGUUGGGAGUAAUUGAUAGUAAUGUUGGUAUAAACUAUAAAUAUGCUGUGUUGUAUCAGAUAGAGUUUCACCGAUCCAUUUAUUCCCCGUUCAAUCCAAUACCGAUACCUGGGUGGAGCGUAUCAGCCGAUGUCCAAUACCGAUCCAAUGUCGAAUGAAUGAACUGUAUUCAUUGCCCUGUGAGUGAAGGCAUCAGGCUUGACUUAACCUUGUUAAAAAAAGGUAACAAAUCAAGACAAAUAUAAUUUUACUUAAUAUAAUUUAUUAACAAAUAACAAAUUGCACAUUAGCACACAGCGAAAAGAUGUAAGACUUAUAGACAGACAGACAUAAAAUAUAGAGCGAACAGAAUUGCUGUGUUGCUGUGCAUGAUAUUAAUUAACCUCCUAAGACCUGGCGUCCACAUGUGUGGACAUCACAUUUUUGGUUGUCAAGACCACGAUAUUAAAUUUUGUUCACAUGGGCCUUCUCUCAAAAUUUAAAACAAAUGUCCUCAUAUGUGGACAUCAUUUUUCUCAGAAACUACAUCAUGUAAAAAGAUCAUUCUUUGUUUUUACACUCAUCAGGUCCCAAUUAGCCUAAAUAUCAAAGAGAAAAUAAAAAUGCAUGCCUUGCAAGAGUUCGGGUCGUAGGAGGUUAAAAGAAAAAAAACUGGAUCGCAAUGCUGGAUCGGUAUCACUCAACAGAUAUCCGAUCCAGUUAAUUUGUCAGUAUCGGAGCUGAUAUCUGAUCCAAAUAUCGUAUUGGUGCAUCCCUAGUACCACAUUUAUAUAUGUUUAAACGAGCCAGUUGAAGUGAAUAUUAAUGCCCUUAGGACUGACUGUGAAUGUUGUGUUUGUGCCUAUUUUUUUACUUUAAUGAGAAGUUAAUAUGCAAACAUUCCUAGCUUAACACCCAGCUGCUAUGUUACAGAGUUUUAAUCCCCCCUUCUGUCAUAUCAGUCUUACAAACCAAAGAAAGCAUUGAUCCAGGAAGGAGUGGUCCCAUAUCAAUAGUGGCUUAUAAAGAGGCUUAUCACAGAGCCUGUGAGUUGGCAAUAUGUCUCAUUAUAUUGAAUGGUAACCCUGUAAUACAAAGGCUCAUAUUGUUUCCUACAGAGAUACCGACCUGCAGAUUUAUGUGAUUCUUAUUACGGCUCACCUGGUUGAGCACAGAUAAAUCAUGUCACAAAACAGAAAUGAUUAAAUUAGUGACACCAGUUGUGUUAAAAUACUUAGUGUAUCAAAUCACCAAACGUUGCCAUCAUCAUUACUGCUUGUGAAUAAAAGCUGCAAAGCAUUACAGGUUAAUCUUUUUUAAGCACCACGAUCAAAGUGAGUGUGACUGCUCUGUAUUGCCGUGACUUCAUGGUGUAAUUACAUUUUUUAUCACCUCCUGUUUGAAAAUCACACCUGGUAGCACUUUCUGCCAACGCUCAGUGCGAGCCAGAGAUGGCUGUUGGCUCACGGUGACUCUGUGAGUUAUUCUGAUAAAAUGUUGCAACAUUAUGUUAUCAUGGAGAUGGUCUUAGUAAAACUUAACACAGAUGUCAAAGGCGGCGCCGUUAGUUUCAAGUGUCAUCCAAUUUUGUUGCUUAUAAACGCAUAUGAAACUUUUUUGGAUAAAGAAUGAGUGUAUUCAUCAUAGCCUGAACAAAAUGACGUCAAGCAUCUAAAACUGGCACUUACUGAACAGCUUGACCUCUUGCUGUUUGCUCAUAAGACUAAGAGUGGGUUAAGGAUACCAGCUUGGUAUUGAACCAUCAACAUCUUACAGUUAAAGAUCAGGAGGUGAAGCAGGUGAGCAGUUUUACACACCUGGGCCAGGUGUUUAUCUUUUCACAUCAUGUUGAAUCCAUUACCAAAAAAAGCAAAGCGUCGCCUCUUCUAACUGCAAGUUACACCGCUUAAACGUCAGUAAAACCAACCGCAAAGAGAGGAAGGAAAUGGUGGUGGCAGAGGUGACAAGAAUGAAGGAAGAGCACUCUAAGAUCAAGCCUGUGUCGCAGGGCAGACAGGGGAGCUGGACGACCUGGGAGGGAGUAGCCAACCGAAACAUCACCUGGUCAGACCUGUGGAAGAUCCCACAGGCUCGGCUCAGCUUCCUCAUCCGCUCCACCUACGAUACGCUUCCCUGUCCUCUGAACCUCCACCAGUGGUUCGGAAGUGAGGCGUGCUGCUCACUCUGCAACACCCCAAACGCAACCCUCCAGCACAUAUUGUCAGGCUGUAAGAUUGCGCUCUCUCAGAUGGCGCCACGACCAGGUCCUGAGAAAGCUAACUGAGGUAGUGGAGGGGUGUAGACAGCGCAGCAAAGAGUCACCACCGGCAGAGAACCACAACCACAUCAAUUUCCUCACAGAAAGCGGGGAGGAAAAGAAACAUCGGCCAGGGAAAAUUCCUAAGCCGUUUUCCCCCGACCAGGAGUGGGACAUGAGAGUCGACCUCGACAGGCAGCUCCACUUCCCGGUUGAGAUUAUUACAACAUCUCUCCGCCCAGACAUAAUGGUGUGUUCGACCAAGGCAGUAUCAGUGCUCCUCAUUGAGCUCACAAUACCAGCUGAGGAGGGGAUUGAGGCUGCCUAUGAACGAAAGAAGGCCAAGUACUCAGAGCUGGUUGGACGGCCACCAUCUACCCAGUAGAGGUCGGAUGCUGAGGCUAUGUGGGACUGUCAAUGACACGCCUUCUGAGGGACGUAGGAGUAACUGGAAGGAACCUGAAGAACGCAACCGAGGAGCUAGCCGAAGAGGCUGAGGGGAGCUUUUGGCUCUGGCUGAGGAGAAAAGAUGGGUGCUGGGGAAAGAACAACUUACCAAGAGAACAGCGGCAGACGAUAAAACCUCUCAGCUACAGGGAGUGGCAGGGAGACGUCCCUGCCACUGCUCCGCCACCAGGAGACGUUCAAGGAUUAAAGGAGCGAAACGUUGGUGAAUGGUGGUUCCUGGCUGACAACUCUAGCUGACCCAUGGGCACCGGAGAAGGUGCGACAGGCAGUUGUUAGGGUUGCAGCUAGGGUCAGGGUUAGGAUUAGGGUUGCAGCUAGGGUUAGGGUUAGGGUUGGAGCUAGGGUUAGAGUUAGGGUUGCAGCUAGGGUUAGGGUUGGAGUUAGGGUUAGGGUUAGGGUUGCAGCUAGGGUUAGGGUUAGGGUUGGAGCUAGGGUUAGGUUUAGGGUUGGAGCUAGAGUUAGGGUUAGGGUUAGGGUUGCAGCUAGGGUCAGGGUUAUUGUUAGGGUUGGAGCUAGGGUUAGGUUUAGGGUUGGAGCUAAGGUUAGGGUAAGGGUUGCAGCUAGGGUUAGGGUUAGGGUUGGAGCUAGGGUUAGGGCUAGGGUUGAAGCUAGGGUUAGGUUGCAGCUAGGGUUAGGGUUGGGGUUGGAGCUAGGUUUAGGGUCAGGGUUGGAGCUAGGGUUAGGGUUGGAGCUAGGGUUGGGUUAGGGUUGGAGCUAGGGUUAGGGUUAGGGUUGCAGCUAGGGUUGGGGUUGGAGCUAGGGUUAGGGUUAGGGUUGCAGCUAGGGUUAGGGUUAGGGUUGGAGCUAGGGUUAGGGUUAGGGUUUCAGCUAGGGUUAGGGUUAGGGUUAGGGUAAGGGUUGGAGCUAGGGUUAGGGUUAGGGUAAGGGUUGGAGCUAGGGUUAGGGUUAGGGUUGAGGUUGAGGUUGGGUAAGGGUUACGGUUGGGUUAGGGUUGCAGCUAUGGUUAGGGUUAGGGUUGGAGCUAGGGUUAGGGUUGGGGUUGCAGCUAGGGUUAGGGUUAGGGUUAGGGUUAGGUUUGGAGCUAGGAUUAGGGUUAGGGUUGGAGCUAGAGUUAGGGUUAGGGUUGCAGCUAGGGUUAGGGUUAGGGUUGGAGCUAGGGUUAGGGUUAGGGUUGCAGCUAUGGUUAGGGUUAGGGUUGCAGCUAGGGUUAGGGUUAGGGUUGCAGCUAGGGUUAGGGUUAGGGUUAGGGUUGCAGCUAGGGUUAGGGUUAGGGUUGGAGCUAGGGUUAGGGUUAGGGUUAGGGUUGGAGCUAGGGUUAGGGUUGGAGCUAGGGUUAGGGUUAGGGUUGGAGCUAGGGUUAGGGUUGGAGCUAGGGUUAGGGUUAGGGUUAGGGUUGGAGCUGGGGCUAGGUUUAGGGAUAGGGUUGGAGCUAGGGUUAGGGUUAGGGUUGGAGCUAGGGUUAUGGUUAGGGUUGGAGCUAGGGUUAGGGUUGGAGCUAGGGUUGGGGUUAGGGUUAGGGUUGGAGCUAGGGCUAGGUUUAGGGAUAGGGUUGGAGCUAGGGUUAGGGUUAGGGUUGGAGCUAGGGUUAUGGUUAGGGUUGGAGCUAGGGUUAGGGUUGGAGCUAGGAUUGGGGUUAGGGUUAGGGUUGGAGCUAGGGUUAGGGUUAGGGUUGGAGCUAGGGUUAGGGUUAGGGUUAGGGUUAGGGUUGGAGCUAGGGUUAGGGUUAGGGAUAGGGUAAGGGUUAGGGUUGGAGCUAGGGUUAGUGUUAGGGUUGGAGCUAGAGCUAGGGUUAGGGUUAGGGUUGGAGCUAGGGUUAGGGUAAGGGUAAGGGUUGGAGCUAGGGUUAGGGUUAGGGUUAGGGUUGGAGCUAGGGUUAGGGUUAGGUUGGAGCUAGGGUUAGGGUUAGGGUUGGAGCUAGGAUUAGGGUUAGGGUUAGGGUUGGAGCUAGGGUUAGGGUUAGGGUUGGAGCUAGGGUUAGGGUUAGGGUUCGAGCUAGGGUUACGGUUAGGGUUGGAGCAAGGGUUUGGGUUAGGGUUAGGGUUGGAGCUAGGGUUAGGGUUAGGGUUAGGGUUGGAGCUAGGUUUAGGGUUAGGGUCAGGGAUAGGGUUGGAGCUAGGGUUAGGGUUGGGGUUGGAGCUAGGGUUAGGGUUAGGGUUAGGGUUGGAGCUAGAGUUAGGGUUAGGGUUAGGGUUGGAGAUAGAGGUAGCGUUAGGGUUGCAGCUAUGGUUAGGGUUAGGGUUAGGGUUGGAGCUAGGGUUAGGGUUAGGGUUAGGGUUGGAGCUAGGGUUAGGGUUAGGGUUGUAAUUAGGGUUAGGGUAAGGGUUGGAGCUAGGGUUAGGGUUGGAGCUAGGGUUAGGGUUAGGGUUAGGGUUAGGGUUGGAGCAAGGGUUAGGGUUAGGGUAAGGGUUGGAGCUAGGGUUAGGGUUGGAGCUAGGGUUAGGGUUAGGGUUGGAGCUAGGGUUAGGGUUAGGGUUGGAGCUAGGGUUAGGGUUAGGGUUGGAGCUAGGGUUAGGGUUAGGGUUGGAGCUAGAGCUAGGGUUAGGGUUAGGGUUGGAGCUAGAGCUAGGGUUAGGGUUAGGGUUGGAGCUAGGGUUAGGGUUAGGGUUGGAGCUAGGGUUAGGGUUAGGGUUGGAGCUAGGGUUAGGGUUAGGGUUAGGGUUGGAGCUAGGGUUAGGGUUAGGUUUAGGGUUGGAGCUAGGGUUAGGGUAAGGGUUAGGGUUGGAGCUAGAGCUAGGUUUAGGGAUAGGGUUGGAGCUAGGGUGAGGUUUAGGGUUGGAGCUAGGGUUAGGGUUAGGGUUAGGGUUGGAGAUAGGGUUAGGGUUGGAGCUAGGAUUAGGGUUAGGGUUAGGGUCGGAGCUAGGGUUAGGGUUAGGGUUGGAGCAAGGGUUAGGGUUAGGGUUAGGGUUGGAGCUAGGGUUAGGGUUAGGGUUGGAGCUAUGGUUAGGGUUAGGGAUAGGGUUGGAGCUAGGGUUAGGGUUAGGGUUAGGGUUAGGGUUGGAGCUAGGGUUAGGGUUAGGGUUAGGGUUGGAGCUAGAGCUAGGGUUAGGGUUAGGGUUUUAGCAAGGGUUAGGGUUAGGGUUGGAGCUAGGGUUAGGGUUAGGGUUGGAGCUAGGGUUAGGGUUAGGGUUAGGGUUGUAGCUAGGGUUAGGGUUGGAGCUAGGGUUAGGGUUAGGGUUGGAGCUAGAGCUAGGUUUAGGGUUAGGGUUGGAGCUAGGGUUAGGGUUGGAGCUUGGGUUAGGGUUAGGGUUAGGGUUGCAGCUAGGGUUAGGGUUAGGGUUAGGGUUGGAGCUAGGUUUAGGGUUAGGGUCAGGGAUAGGGUUGGAGCUAGGGUUAGGGUUGGGGUUGGAGCUAGGGUUAGGGUUGGGGUUAGGGUUGGAGCUAGAGUUAGGGUUAGGGUUAGGGUUGGAGAUAGAGGUAGCGUUAGGGUUGCAGCUAGGGUUAGGUUUAGGGUUGGAGCUAGGGUUAGGGUUAGGGUUGGAGCUAGGGUUAGGGUUAGGGUUGGAAUUAGGGUUAGGGUAAGGGUUGGAGCUAGGGUUAGGGUUGGAGCUAGGGUUAGGGUUAGGGUUGGAGCUAGGGUUAGGGUUAGGGUAAGGGUUGGAGCUAGGGUUAGGGUUGGAGCUAGGGUUAGGGUUAGGGUUGGAGCUAGGGUUAGGGUUAGGGUUAGGGUUGGAGCUAGGGUUAGGGUUAGGUUUAGGGUUGGAGCUAGGGUUAGGGUUAGGGUUGGAGCUAGAGCUAGGUUUAGGGAUAGGGUUGGAGCUAGGGUGAGGUUUAGGGUUGGAGCUAGGGUUAGGGUUAGGGUUAGGGUUGGAGCUAGGAUUAGGGUUAGGGUUAGGGUCGGAGCUAGGGUUAGCGUUAGGGUUUGAGCUAGGGUUAGGGUUAGGGUUGGAGCAAGGGUUAGGGUUAGGGUUAGGGUUGGAGCUAGGGUUAGGGUUAGGGUUGGAGCUAUGGUUAGGGUUAGGGUUAGGGAUAGGGUUGGAGCUAGGGUUAGGGUUAGGGUUGGAUCUAGGGUUAGGGUUAGGGUUGGAGCCAGAGCUAGGGUUAGGGUUAGGGUUUGAGCAAGGGUUAGGGUUAGGGUUGGAGCUAGGGUUAGGGUUAGGGUUGGAGCUAGGGUUAGGGUUAGGGUUAGGGUUGGAGCUAGGGUUAGGGUUGGAGCUAGAGCUAGGGUUAGGGUUAGGGUUGGAGCUAGGGUUAGGGUUAGGGUUGGAGCUUGGGUUAGGGUUAGGGUUAGGGUUAGGGUUGGAGCUAGAGCUAGGGUUAGGGUUUGGGUUGCAGCUAGUGUUAGGGUUAGGGUUGGAGCUAGAGCUAGGGUUCGGGUUGGAGCUAGGGUUAGGGUUAGGGUUGGAGCUAGGGUUAGGGUUAGGGUUAGGGUUGGAGCUAGGGUUAGGGUUGGAGCUAGGGUUAGGGUUAGGGUUGGAGCUAGGGUUAGGGUUAGGGUUGGAGCUAGUGUUAGGGUUGGGGUUGGAGCUAGGGUUAGGGUUGGGGUUAGGGUUGGAGCUAGAGUUAGGGUUAGGGUUGGAGAUAGAGGUAGCGUUAGGGUUGCAGCUAGGGUUAGGGUUAGGGUUGGAGCUACGGUUAGGGUUAGGGUUGCAGCUAUGGUUAGGGUUAGGGUUGGAGCUAGGGUAAGGGUUAGGGUUAGGGUUGGAAUUAGGGUUAGGGUAAGGAUUGGAGCUAGGGUUAGGGUUGGAGCUAGGGUUAGGGUUAGGGUUAGGGUUGGAGCUAGGGUUAGGGUUGCAGCUAGAGCUAGGGUUAGGGUUAGGGUUGGAGCUAGGGUUAGGGUUAGGGUUGGAGCUUGGGUUAGGGUUAGGGUUAGGGUUAGGGUUGGAGCUAGAGCUAGGGUUAGGGUUUGGGUUGCAGCUAGUGUUAGGGUUAGGGUUGGAGCUAGAGCUAGGGUUCGGGUUGGAGCUAGGGUUAGGGUUAAGGUUGGAGCUAGGGUUAGGGUUAGGGUUAGGGUUGGAGCUAGGGUUAGGGUUGGAGCUAGGGUUAGGGUUAGGGUUGGAGCUAGGGUUAGGGUUAGGGUUGGAGCUAGGGUUGGGGUUGGAGCUAGGGUUAGGGUUGGGGUAAGGGUUGGAGCUAGAGUUAGGGUUAGGGUUGGAGAUAGAGGUAGCGUUAGGGUUGCAGCUAGGGUUCGGGUUAGGGUUGGAGCUACGGUUAGGGUUAGGGUUGCAGCUAUAGGGUUAGGGUUAGGGUUGGAGCUAGGGUAAGGGUUAGGGUUAGGGUUGGAAUUAGGGUUAGGGUAAGGAUUGGAGCUAGGGUUAGGGUUGGAGCUAGGGUUAGGGUUAGGGUUAGGGUUGGAGCUAGGGUUAGGGUUAGGGUAAGGGUUGGAGCUAGGGUUAGGGUUGGAGCUAGGGUUAGGGUUAGGGUUAGGGUUGGAGCUAGGGUUAGGGUUAGGGUUCGAGCUAGGGUUAGGGUUAGGGUUGGAGCUAGAGCUAGGUUUAGGGAUAGGGUUGGAGCUAGGGUGAGGUUUAGGGUUGGAGCUAGGGUUAGGGUUAGGGUUGGAGCUAGGAUUAGGGUUAGGGUUAGGGUCGGAGCUAGGGUUAGCGUUAGGGUUUGAGCUAGGGUUAGGGUUAGGGUUGGAGCAAGGGUUAGGGUUAGGGUUAGGGUUGGAGUUAGGGUUAGGGUUAGGGUUGGAGCUAUGGUUAGGGUUAGGGUUAGGGAUAGGGUUGGAGCUAGGGUUAGGGUUAGGGUUGGAUCUAGGGUUAGGGUUAGGGUUGGAGCCAGAGCUAGGGUUAGGGUUAGGGUUUGAGCAAGGGUUAGGGUUAGGGUUUGGAGCUAGGGUUAGGGUUAGGGUUGGAGCUAGGGUUAGGGUUAGGGUUAGGGUUGGAGCUAGGGUUAGGGUUGGAGCUAGGGAGCUAGGGUUAGGGUUAGGGUUGGAGCUAGGGUUAGGGUUAGGGUUAAGGUUGGAGCUAGGUUUAGGGUUAGGGUUAGGGUUGGAGCUAGAGCUAGGGUUAGGGUUUGGGUUGCAGCUAGUGUUAGGGUUAGGGUUGGAGCUAGAGCUAGGGUUCGGGUUGGAGCUAGGGUUAGGGUUAGGGUUGGAGCUAGGGUUAGGGUUAGGGUUAGGGUUGGAGCUAGGGUUAGGGUUGGAGCUAGGGUUAGGGUUAGGGUUGGAGCUAGGGUUAGGGUUAGGGUUGGAGCUAGUGUUAGGGUUGGGGUUGGAGCUAGGGUUAGGGUUGGGGUUAGGGUUGGAGCUAGAGUUAGGGUUAGGGUUGGAGAUAGAGGUAGCGUUAGGGUUGCAGCUAGGGUUCGGGUUAGGGUUGGAGCUACGGUUAGGGUUAGGGUUGCAGCUAUGGUUAGGGUUAGGGUUGGAGCUAGGGUAAGGGUUAGGGUUAGGGUUGGAAUUAGGGUUAGGGUAAGGAUUGGAGCUAGGGUUAGGGUUGGAGCUAGGGUUAGGGUUAGGGUUAGGGUUGGAGCUAGGGUUAGGGUUAGGGUAAGGGUUGGAGCUAGGGUUAGGGUUGGAGCUAGGGUUAGGGUUAGGGUUAGGGUUGGAGCUAGGGUUAGGGUUAGGGUUCGAGCUAGGGUUAGGGUUAGGGUUGGAGCUAGAGCUAGGGUUAGGGUUAGGGUUGGAGCUAGGGUUAGGGUUAGGGUUAGGGUUGGAGCUAGGGUUAGGGUUAGGGUUGGAGCUAGGGUUAGGGUUUGGUUUAGGGUUGGAGCUAGGGUUAGGGUUAGGGUUAGGGUUGGAGCUAGAGCUAGGUUUAGGGAUAGGGUUGGAGCUAGGGUGAGGUUUAGGGUUGGAGCUAGGGUUAGGGUUAGGGUUGGAGCUAGGGUUAGGGUUGGAGCUAGGAUUAGGGUUAGGGUUAGGGUUGGAGCUAGGGUUAGGGUUAGGGUUUGAGCUAGGGUUAGGGUUAGGGUUGGAGCAAGGGUUAGGGUUAGGGUUAGGGUUGGAGCUAGGGUUAGGGUUAGGGUUAGGGAUAGGGUUGGAGCUAGGGUAAGGGUUAGGGUUGGAUCUAGGGUUAGGGUUAGGGUUAGGGUUGGAGCUAGGGUUAGGGUUAGGGUUAGGGUUGGAGCUAGAGCUAGGGUUAGGGUUCGGGUUUGAGCAAGGGUUAGGGUUAGGGUUGGAGCUAGGGUUAGGGUUAGGGUUGGAGCUAGGGUUAGGGUUAGGGUUGGAGCUAGGGUUAGGGUUAGGGUUGGAGCUAGGGUUAGGGUUGGAGCUAGGGUUAGGGUUAGGGUUGGAGCUAGGGUUAGGGUUAGGGUUGGAGCUAGGGUUAGGGUUAGGGUUGGAGCUAGGGUUAGGGUUGGAGCUAUGGUUAGGGUUGGAGCUAGAGCUAGGGUUAGGGUUAGGUUUGGAGCUUGGGUUAGGGUUAGGGUUGCAGCUAGGGUUAGGGUUGGAGCUAGGGUUAGGGUUAGGGUUGGAGCUAGGGUUAGGGUUAGGGUUGGAGCUAGGGUUAGGGUUGGAGCUAGGGUGAUGGUUAGGGUUGGAGCAAGGGUUAGGGUUAGGGUUAGGGUUGGAGCUAGGGUUAGGGUAAGGGUUAGGGUUGGAGCUAGGGUUAGGGUUAGAGUUAGGGUUGGAGCUAGUUUUAGGGUUAGGGUUGGAGCUAGAGCUAGGGUUAGGGUUUGGGUUGCAGCUAGGGUUAGGGUUAGGGUUGGAGCUAGAGCUAGGGUUGGGGUUGGAGCUAGGGUUAGGGUUAGGGUUGGAGCUAGGGUUAGGGUUAGGGUUAGGGUUGGAGCAAGGGUUAGGGUUGGAGCUAGGGUUAGGGUUAGGGUUGGAGCUAGGGUUAGGGUUAGGGUUAGGGUUGGAGCUAGAGCUAGGUUUAGGGAUAGAGUUGGAGCUAGAGCAAGGGUUAGGGUUGGGGUUUGAGCUAGGGUUAGGGUUAGGGUUGGAGCUAGGGUAAGGGUUAGGGUUGGAGCUAGGGUUAGGGUUAGGGUUGGAGCUAGAGCUAGGGUUAGGGUUAGGGUUGGAGCUAGGGUUAGGGUUCAGGUAAGGGUUGGAGCUAGGGUUAGGGUUGGAGCUAUGGUUAGGGUUAGGGUUAGGUUGGAGCUAGGGUUAGGGUUAGGGUUGGAGCAAGGGUUAGGGUUAUGGUUAGGGUUGGAGCUAGGGUUAGGGUUAGGGUUAUGGUUAGGGAUAGGGUUGGAGCUAGGGUAAGGGUUAGGGUUGGAUCUAGGGUUAGGGUUAGGGUUAGGGUUGGAGCUAGGGUUAGGGUUAGGGUUAGGGUUGGAGCUAGAGCUAGGGUUAGGGUUAGGGUUUGAGCAAGGGUUAGGGUUAGGGUUUGAGCUAGGGUUAGGGUUAGGGUUGGAGCUAGGGUUAGGGUUGGAGCUAGGGUUAGGGUUGGAGCUAGGGUUAGGGUUAGGGUUAGGGCUAGGGUUAGGGUUAGGGUUGGAGCUAGGGUUAGGGUUAGGGUUAGGGUUGGAGCUAGGGUUAGGGUUGGAGCUAUGGUUAGGGUUGGAGCUUGAGCUAGGGUUAGGGUUAGGGUUGGAGCUUGGGUUAGGGUUAGGGUUGCAGCUAGGGUUAGGGUUGGAGCUAGGGUUAGGGUUAGGGUUGGAGCUAGGGUUAGGGUUAGGGUUGGAGCUAGGGUUAGGGUUAGGUUUGGCGCUAGGGUUAGGGUUGGAGCUAGGGUGAUGGUUAGGGUUGGAGCAAGGGUUAGGGUUAGGGUUAGGGUUGGAGCUAGGGUUAGGGUAAGGGUUAGGGUUGGAGCUAGGGUUAGGGUUAGAGUUAGGGUUGGAGCUAGUUUUAGGGUUAGGGUUGGAGCUAGAGCUAGGGUUAGGGUUUGGGUUGCAGCUAGGGUUAGGGUUAGGGUUGGAGCUAGAGCUAGGGUUGGGGUUGGAGCUAGGGUUAGGGUUAGGGUUAGGGUUGGAGCAAGGGUUAGGGUUGGAGCUAGGGUUAGGGUUAGGGUUGGAGCUAGGGUUAGGGUUAGGGUUGGAGCUAGGGUUAGGGUUAGGGUUGGAGCUAGGGUUAGGGUUAGGGUUAGGGUUGGAGCUAGAGCUAGGUUUAGGGAUAGAGUUGGAGCUAGAGCAAGGGUUAGGGUUGGGGUUGGAGCUAGGGUUAGGGUUAGGGUUGGAGCUAGGGUAAGGGUUAGGGUUGGAGCUAGGGUUAGGGUUAGGGUUGGAGCUAGGGUUAGGGUUAGGGUUGGAGCUAGGGUUAGGGUUCAGGUAAGGGUUGGAGCUAGGGUUAGGGUUGGAGCUAUGGUUAGGGUUAGGGUUAGGUUGGAGCUAGGGUUAGGGUUAGGGUUGGAGCUAGGGUUAGGGUUAGGGUUGGAGCUAGGGUUAGGGUUUGGGUUAGGGUUGGAGCUAGGGUUAGGCUUGGAGCUAGGGUUAGGGUUAGGGUUGGAGCUAGGGUUAGGGUUAGGUUUGGAGCUAGGGUUAGGCUUAGGGUUCCAGCUAGGGUUAGGGUUAGGGUUGCAGCUAGGGUUAGGGUUAGAGUAACAGCUAGUGUUAGGGUUAGGGUUAGAGUAACAGCUAGGGUUCGGGUUAGGGUUGGUGCUAGUUUUAGGGUUAAGGUUAGGUUGCAGCUAGGGUUAUGGUUAGGGUUGGAGCUAGGGUUAGGGUUUCAUCUAGGGUUAGGGUUAGGGUUGGAGCUAGGGUUAGGGUUAGGGUUGCAGCUAGGAUUAGGGUUAGGGUUGGAGCUAGGGUUACAGUUAGGGUUAGGGUUUCAACUAGGGUUAGGGUUAGGGUUAGGGUCGCAAUUAAGGAUUAUGGUUAGGGUUGGAGCUAGGGUUAGGGUUAGGGUUGGAGCUAGGGUUAGGGUUAGGGUUGGAGCUAGGGUUAGGGUUGGAGCUAUGGUUAGGGUUGGAGCUAGAGCUAGGGUUAGGGUUAGGUUUGGAGCUUGGGUUAGGGUUAGGGUUGCAGCUAGGGUUAGGGUUGGAGCUAGGGUUAGGGUUAGGGUUGGAGCUAGGGUUAGGGUUAGGGUUGGAGCUAGGGUUAGGGUUGGAGCUAGGGUGAUGGUUAGGGUUGGAGCAAGGGUUAGGGUUAGGGUUAGGGUUGGAGCUAGGGUUAGGGUAAGGGUUAGGGUUGGUGCUAGGGUUAGGGUUAGAGUUAGGGUUGGAGCUAGUUUUAGGGUUAGGGUUGGAGCUAGAGCUAGGGUUAGGGUUUGGGUUGCAGCUAGGGUUAGGGUUAGGGUUGGAGCUAGAGCUAGGGUUGGGGUUGGAGCUAGGGUUAGGGUUAGGGUUGGAGCUAGGGUUAGGGUUAGGGUUAGGGUUGGAGCAAGGGUUAGGGUUGGAGCUAGGGUUAGGGUUAGGGUUGGAGCUAGGGUUAGGGUUAGGGUUAGGGUUGGAGCUAGAGCUAGGUUUAGGGAUAGAGUUGGAGCUAGAGCAAGGGUUAGGGUUGGGGUUUGAGCUAGGGUUAGGGUUAGGGUUGGAGCUAGGGUAAGGGUUAGGGUUGGAGCUAGGGUUAGGGUUAGGGUUGGAGCUAGAGCUAGGGUUAGGGUUAGGGUUGGAGCUAGGGUUAGGGUUCAGGUAAGGGUUGGAGCUAGGGUUAGGGUUGGAGCUAUGGUUAGGGUUAGGGUUAGGUUGGAGCUAGGGUUAGGGUUAGGGUGGGAGCAAGGGUUAGGGUUAUGGUUAGGGUUGGAGCUAGGGUUAGGGUUAGGGUUAUGGUUAGGGAUAGGGUUGGAGCUAGGGUAAGGGUUAGGGUUGGAUCUAGGGUUAGGGUUAGGGUUAGGGUUGGAGCUAGGGUUAGGGUUAGGGUUGGAGCUAGAGCUAGGGUUAGGGUUAGGGUUUGAGCAAGGGUUAGGGUUAGGGUUUGAGCUAGGGUUAGGGUUAGGGUUGGAGCUAGGGUUAGGGUUGGAGCUAGGGUUAGGGUUGGAGCUAGGGUUAGGUUUAGGGUUGGAGCUAGGGUUAGGGUUAGGGUUGGAGCUAGGGUUAGGGUUAGGGUUAGGGUUGGAGCUAGGGUUAGGGUUGGAGCUAUGGUUAGGGUUGGAGCUUGAGCUAGGGUUAGGGUUAGGGUUGGAGCUUGGGUUAGGGUUAGGGUUGCAGCUAGGGUUAGGGUUGGAGCUAGGGUUAGGGUUAGGGUUGGAGCUAGGGUUAGGGUUAGGGUUGGAGCUAGGGUUAGGGUUAGGGUUGGAGCUAGGGUUAGGGUUGGAGCUAGGGUGAUGGUUAGGGUUGGAGCAAGGGUUAGGGUUAGGGUUAGGGUUGGAGCUAGGGUUAGGGUAAGGGUUAGGGUUGGAGCUAGGGUUAGGGUUAGAGUUAGGGUUGGAGCUAGUUUUAGGGUUAGGGUUGGAGCUAGAGCUAGGGUUAGGGUUUGGGUUGCAGCUAGGGUUAGGGUUAGGGUUGGAGCUAGAGCUAGGGUUGGGGUUGGAGCUAGGGUUAGGGUUAGGGUUGGAGCUAGGGUUAGGGUUAGGGUUAGGGUUGGAGCAAGGGUUAGGGUUGGAGCUAGGGUUAGGGUUAGGGUUGGAGCUAGGGUUAGGGUUAGGGUUGGAGCUAGGGUUAGGGUUAGGGUUAGGGUUGGAGCUAGAGCUAGGUUUAGGGAUAGAGUUGGAGCUAGAGCAAGGGUUAGGGUUGGGGUUGGAGCUAGGGUUAGGGUUAGGGUUGGAGCUAGGGUAAGGGUUAGGGUUGGAGCUAGGGUUAGGGUUAGGGUUGGAGCUAGGGUUAGGGUUAGGGUUGGAGCUAGGGUUAGGGUUCAGGUAAGGGUUGGAGCUAGGGUUAGGGUUGGAGCUAUGGUUAGGGUUAGGGUUAGGUUGGAGCUAGGGUUAGGGUUAGGGUUGGAGCUAGGGUUAGGGUUAGGGUUGGAGCUAGGGUUUGGGUUUGGGUUAGGGUUGGAGCUAGGGUUAGGCUUGGAGCUAGGGUUAGGGUUAGGGUUGGAGCUAGGGUUAGGGUUAGGCUUGGAGCUAGGGUUAGGCUUAGGGUUCCAGCUAGGGUUAGGGUUAGGGUUGGAGUUAGGGUUAGGGUUAUGGUUGGAGCUAGGGUUAGGGUUAGGGUUAGGGUUGGAGCUAGGGUUAGGGUUUGGUUUAGGGUUGGAGCUAGGGUUAGGGUUAGGGUUAGGGUUGGAGCUAGAGCUAGGUUUAGGGAUAGGGUUGGAGCUAGGGUGAGGUUUAGGUUUGGAGCUAGGGUUAGGGUUAGGGUUGGAGCUAGGGUUAGGGUUGGAGCUAGGAUUAGGGUUAGGUUUAGGGUUGGAGCUAGGGUUAGGGUUAGGGUUGCAGCUAGGAUUAGGGUUAGGGUUGGAGCUAGGGUUACAGUUAGGGUUAGGGUUUCAACUAGGGUUAGGGUUAGGGUUAGGGUCGCAAUUAGGGUUAUGGUUAGGGUUGGAGCUAGGGUUAGGGUUGCAUCUACGGUUAGGGUUAGGGUUGGAGCUAGGGUUAGGGUUAGGUUGGAGCUAGGGUUAGGGUUAGGGUUGCAGUUAGGGUUAAGAUUCGAGUUCGGGCUAGGGUUAGGGUUGCAGCUUGGGUUAGGGUUAGGGUAACAGCUAGGGUUAGGGUUGGAGCUAGGGUUAGGGUUAGGGUUGCAACUAGGAUUAGGUUUAGGUUUAGGGUUAGGGUUGGAGUUAGGGUUACAGUUAGGGUUAGGGUUGCAGCUAGGGUUAGGGUUAGGGUUUGCGUUGGAGCUAGUGUUACAGUUAGGGUUAGGGUUGCAACUAGGGUUAGGGUUAGGGUUCCAUCUAGGGUUAGGGUUAGUGUUAGGGUUGGAUUUAGGGUUAGGGUUAGGGUUGCAGCUAGGGUUAGGGUUAGGGUUUGGGUUGGAGCUAGUGUUACAGUUAGGGUUAGGGUUGCAACUAGGGUUAGGGUUAGGGUUGCAUCUAGGGUUAGGGUUAGUGUUACAGUUGGAUUUAGGGUUAGGGUUAGGGUUGCAGCUAGGGUUAGGUCUAGGGUUAGGGUUGCAGCUAGGUUUAGGGUUAGUUUUAGCACUUGUGUUCCAUCUUCCUUCACACUCAUCAGUAAAUGCAUUUGGAAAAGAGUUUACCAAUAACUUACUGAAAUUGACCUUACUUUAAACACGGUGUCCUAGUUUGAGAGCUUGAGUGUCAAAAACAAGAGAGCCUUUCAAUAUGGUUCCAUGAGGAAGCUUAAUCACAGGCUUUAAACAAACUCAGCUGCCCCAUAAUCUACAAAAGAUAUAAUACAAAUUUGUCAGUUCAAGCUGGGACUUUGAGGAAAUGAUGUGAUAAAAGCUCUGAAAACACACAAGGAGUAAAGUUUUGUAUUUAGUCAAUGAUGGUGGGUUGAAAAUGGUCCUAAACGAGGAUGUUUCCAGCUGUUGCAUACAUGUCUUUAUCUUUUGAGCAAGUUUUUGUUGCAAAAUUUAUCACAAAUUAUUCCUCUGUGUCUGAUCUGCAGCUUCUUAGAUUGAUGCCAAUGAAAGACUAUCUUGUCCUUCACAUAUUUAGGUGACAGAAUAACAAAAUGCAUAUGUUAAGGCAGGGAUAAAUAUGUUUUCUAUUCAAUGGGACCUUUUACAGUAAUAAGAAAUGCGUAAUUCAGAAUAAGGGCGUUAAAGAAUACACAACAGCAGAGCAGACAUACCAGUGAGUAAGUGUGUACGUGUGUGAGUGCCUCUAGUCUGAACCAGAGCCUCUCCUAAUGAUGUUUCCCACAUAAACAAAAAAUGUAAAAAUAUACAGACUCACAUUUUAUGGAAGUUUUGGAACCAAUUGUGCGAUUGUUGAUUAACUUUGGAUUUGUUUCAUUUCAUUUGAUGUUUUAUACAGAAAGAAAUGUUGCAAAGGCUUCAAGUUUGUGUUGGGCCAGUGCAUUCCUGAAGGUAAGAAAAGAGUUUGGCCUUCUGUGUUGUGACGAAUUUUUGAAUUCUUUUCCAUCUUGUCUCAUAAUAUUUUCACUGUACUCCACUGGACUCUCUCUUUUUUAUUCUUCCUUAAUAUGUUACCUGAAGUUUGGGCUGAAUUAAAAAUUAAAAAUUAAAAAUAAAAAAACAGAUGAGAUAGAAAACUGAUAGAAUGCAUCAUUUAUUUCUGCAGACUAUGAUGUGUGUGCUGACGCCCCUUGCGAGCAACAGUGCACCGACCAUUUUGGGCGAGUGGUGUGCACCUGUUACCCCGGCUACCGCUACGACCGUGACCGCCAUAGAAACAGGGAGAAGCCCUACUGCCUGGGUAAAACCUUACACACACUAUUAAAGACCCUUUGCUGUCUCAGAUUUGUCACCUCCAUAUAAACAAAAUUUUUCAAACUUCGUAGUCCGGUAAAAGCUUUUAAAAUUUGGAAUAACUGGAGCAGACAACAAAUUGCAUGGCCUGAUUUCUUUUGCUCGUUUUUAAAUAUUUAUUGAGUUCCCCCCAUAGACUGUAUAUAGAAUGGACAGCGUCUGCCUCCUUGCUUGGUGAAGCCACUGUGAGAACAGCACCCUCUGGUGACGGGCUGCAGUAUAGUUCAUGAAUGCCACCUCCCCCAGCCAUCCUUAUGGAGCUGUGGACAAACUUUAGAAAUUUAUUACACAGAACAGCUCAGUUUUUAAAAGUUAUUAGGGGGUUCAUGUUUUCUACUUGAUACAGCCUAUGGGCGUACAAAGAUUGCGUAGCUCAUCCGGGGGAUACGCUGUUGGAGCUCAACCCUCGGCAACUCUCACGUGGAAUUCGUACAAUGCUACUGCGCAAUGUUGGUUUCAGGAAGUGGAGAAAAAACAUGGAAUUACCGAGAGCUUUUUGGCAGAAGGCGGAACCAAGUUGUCCAUAGUAUAUACAGUCUAUGGUUCCCCCCACUGGUGCAUUACAAGAGUACACUGCAGUGAGUUUGUGUGAGUAAAUGAAGAUGCUCAUAAGUUAAUUUGUCUUGUCAUUCAAGCUCAUGUAUGUUAAAUUGGUGAUUUGACAUAAUCUUUUUAUCUGUUUUCUUUGUCUGACUGAAACUACACAAGCAUUGAAUAAAUAUUAAAUUAGGUUUUAGUGAAAAUGUCUUAUAUUAUUCUCUUAAAUUAUAAAUUUAAUCCUUUUGCAAAAGUUAUAUCUGCUUUUCAAACGUGGGUGCAUGCAGCUAAACUCGUGGCUGUCUUUAACUUUCAUUUGCAUUUUCUGUUUUUAACUUGUCCUCUCCCUGUCACCACAACAUGAAGAAAUCGACGAGUGCGUGGACAAAAACACAACCGCAUGCUCUCAGAUCUGCAUUAACACCGUGGGGAGCUACAGGUGUGAGUGUGAGAAAGGCUUUUUCCUGGAAGAAGAUGGUACAACAUGCACCAAGGGGGAGAGAGGUGAGAACAGCGUUUUUUUUACAGAGACAUUUCUUAUUUAUUCGAGGGCACAUCUGACGGUGAGGUGGAGCUGACCACACAUUGUUCUGGGGUUCCUGCGAGUAUAAGAACGAAAAAGAGAUGGGGGUACUGCAUGCAUGGACACCUGGUAGUCAUUAUACAUCCAGCUCUUGUGCAUGUCAGAACAGUUGAGUCUCCCAAACAUAACUCUGCCCCCCUGACUCCUGGUCUUGUCUCAUUUUCUGGUUGCAUAUUGAGGAAAACAUCACAGAGAGGUUCAGGCGAUGAUAACGUUUUUUUUUGUCCCAGAUUCAGUUGCCAAUGAAGCAGACAGGGGCUGCAGAUUUGCUACUUCCUCCCAUGAGUUUAUCUUCCAUUACCUGCUAUAAUAUUUCAGGGGCAGCUGGAAAGUGAGAAACUAUGGUGCAUACAGUCAUACUUCUGUUUUAUGUCCUCCUGCUUUAAAGGAGGGGGGAAGCGUCCAGACACUUUCACUCAUCCAUGUAAUAUAUGCAGUCUUAGGCUGGGUCAGCAACCAGCCAGAAACAUAACCAUGAUUUCAGACGCUGAUCUUGGCUCUUUAUGUUGAAUUUCCUCCAUAAAUAAAGCUUAAACUCUUGAUUUGGUUUCUGAUUACAUGAAUUAGAAUUAAAGUAAGGAUAUAGAAUUAGCAAAGCCUUUAGUGAGGCUUUGUUUCUGGACUCUGACAUAUAUUCAAGACCACCUGUCUGUCAAAAUGAAGGAUUACAGGUGACCCACAAAUUUUUAGUCUUGGGCGAUAAAACAAUGAUAUAUAUCGGAAAUUAAUUUCCCUCAAUAUCAAUAUAAAACAUGGUCAAUAUGCUUGCUGACAGCUGGCAUUCUGCCUAUAUGAAUUUCCAAUGACAAGGGGAGUUGCUCCAGGUCGACUUCGCGCUGAACAAAUCAUGUGCUGAAUUAGAACCAAGUAGCAAACAACUGUGUAGUAGCAGACUGCAGCUACAUGCAACUUAACAGGUGAAGCCAACAGCAAAAAAAAGAAAAUGAGUUCUACCCCUGACAGAAAUGCAAAUGGAGGCUCAACAGAUGACGACAUUGUCGGCAACAUUGGCACGAAAACAUAGGUGUGGAGGUAUUUUGGUUUUUUGAGGUCAGACAUUAAGCAGAGUAAUGUGCACUGCAAAUUAUGUCGAGUACAUGUUCUCGCAAAGUUGGGGAAUACCUCAAAUCUUUUUCACCAUCUGAAGCAGCGACACACGGCAGAGCGCGCAGAAUGCAAAAGGUUACAAACCCAAGUGGAGCGAGGAGCCCAGCUGGAACAGCCAACCAUUCAGUCAGAGACACAAAGACCUCACAGAUGCAGCAGCUUAUUGUAUUGCAAAAGACAUGCUACCAAUAAGCGCUAUUAAAUUUCAUUUUUUAUAUCAUGAUAUAUAUCGAUAUCCACUGAUAUGAAAAGAUAUAUCAUGAUAAACUUUUUCCCAUAUCGCCCAGCCCUAGUUUAGUCUUACGAAUGACAGUGUGCCUCUGGAUUGUCAGACAGUCCUGAACUAUCUCACGGUUUACAGUCUUCUGAAAAUUAAAACAUAAAAAAGUUGUUUCCAUCUGUUUGUAGCGGUGCAUCUCUUUAAAAAGUCUGACAACGUGAUGGAUGCUGGGACCUGCUCGGCCACUUGUGAUGAUUUCCUCCAGAUGAAGAUGUCGGUCCUGCAGCUAAAGCAGAAGGUAAAAUUGGACAAAAAAUCAAUACACCACACUGAACUCUUUUACAUACAUAAAAUGUAAUAGAAACAUUAUGUCUUAAAUCUUUGUUCUGGAUCCUGCAGCUUUUUAGUACUUUAUGGCUGACUGCAGAGAGGCUUCAGGGAGCAUCAAGCUCACUGCUUUGAUUCAGUUGAAUGAAUCUUGAGCUGAUUUAUUGUCUCUAUCAGAACCUAAAGCUCUCACUUUAUAUUUAAGGGUUUCAUACCCUGAAUCAACACGACUUUUACAACUCUCUUAAGCUUUUUCACACCCUUUUAUUUCCUAACAGCACAAUGAAACUUCCGUCACUAUAGCUGGCAGAUCUCCAUUAGUGGGAAUUGCUGUAGAGUUUGUGUGAAACUUAACAGAGGUUAGGUUUCCCUCUGUGUAAUUACAGGCGUCUGAACCUAUCUGAACAGGGGUCUGUCAACAGUGGCACUCAACACCGUUACAAUAAGACAUGAUGUAUUGCUUCCAGCUGUGUGGUCUAAGUGCUGCUUCAGCUACACCGCACAUGACCGUGAUCUAAUACAUUAAAAAUCAAAAUAAAACUCCACACUGUUGCUUAGUUAAAAAAUCUGUCAGUGGUUAGUGUUUGAAUUUAAAAGCACACUGUGGUCCAAACACCUGUGCACGGAGUCCCAGGCUACAGUCUUGCAUAAUGCUCGCUCAUCAGCAGGUGAACCGUGACCCCUCACAGCGCGUGUGCAUGUGUGCGUGGACAUAUGCUUCUACCUUUGUGAGCAUGAAUUCUGAUUAGCGCGCUCUCACAGCACAGCGAGGUCCUUCACAUGUUCCCCUCUGGGAUUAUCAGACCCACAUGAUAUUACACAGAGAUCAAAGUUAACUUUUUCAUUCCCAAGGAUGCCACUUUGCAUCCAGAGCAGGAACUCUCUUGGUCUUGCUGAAUAAUGCAGAGGGGUUGCCUUGCCCUCCAUCUGUGUGGGUUACAGCUUGUAGUGAUGAGCAGAUGGAGGAUCAGCUUUCAUCUCUGGCAGGAAUAUCAUUUGAACAUAAUAUCCCUUGAAGCUGGCCCUUCAGUGGGUAAUUUCCCCGUCCUGUGCGAUAGUGCAGGCCCUUAUGAAUCAUUGUUUGGAGAGGCAUUUUAGGUAUGACAACCAAAUGAGCAAAUUGUAAAGUUACUGUAAGCAUUUGGAAGUUUGACCUCACUUCCAAAGAGAAAAAAAAGACUUUCAUGCCAGAAAGAAUAUCUGUAUUUAUUGGCAAUGUCCUUUAUUUGAUUUUUCAAAUCAUUUACUUCUGUGCAGUUGACCUGCUCCAUCACUCAUUAUUUUCUGCAUCCUCAUUCAAGAUGGCCAUGCUGUCAAACAGUGCUGACAUCCCCGAGCAAAUGACCAGCGAGAAAUUCCUGACGUCGCCCGUAUUUUUACCGGGGCCCCCGGGUCUCCCAGGACCUCCAGGUAAAACACACGAAGCUAAGGAUAACAAAACAGUGUCAGAGUCUGUGUGAAGGAACUGGCCUGCAUCCAGCAGAGAUGGUAUGAGGCAUUAAACAUUAAUACAGCUAAGGCCGAUGGGAAUGUCAUUAGCUCUGCAGGUUUCAGUCAUAAACCAAAGUGUUGAAAAAACUCUAAGUUUGACCUGAGCGCGGUGACAUGAAUAUUUAGAUCCAAUCUGAUGGGAAUCAAACUAUGACCAAAAUCGCAGGGACUAUUUUCAAAACUUUUUUAAAUGUUGAAAUCAAGUUUUGUGCCGACUUUGAGAAAGUGUUAUCCAAAGACUUUGAACAGACAAACUGAGCAUCCUGGGAGCCGCACAGUAAGGCUGUGUUAUUGAAGAUAAAAUCAUUUUGUGCUCACUGUCUGCCUUUUUUUGUGAUUUUUAAGUCGACUUAUAUCACUCUGGAUUGUUUCAGGGGAUCCAGGACCAGAGGGGCCUCCAGGGUUGUUGGGGGCCCCUGGGCCUCCUGGUCCUAGAGGCUUGAUGGGACCUGUUGGACCCACACCAGACCUGUUCCACAUCAAACGAGGUCCCAGAGGAGCAGUGGUUGGUUUUCAUUAUUUAGUUUAAAAAUCUGUUUUUAGUAUAAGAUGAAAUUAAAUCACUGUGUGAUCCUGUAUUUUUGUACAAUCUAAUUUGAGUUAUUACCCCUAUUUUACACCAUAGUUCCCUGUAUCAGAAGGUAUUAAUACAUUUAAACUCUGACUGGGACCUCCAUCCUCUAAAUAGUUCUUGGAUGCAGUAAACGGCGCCAUUUGAGUUAAUCUUUGCAACUUUUUUCACUUUGUCACUUUAUGUUUCACUUCAUGCCAUAAGGUAAACAUGAUUUCUGGUAGAAACUCCAUUACUGUUGCAUGUUUUACUGGGUUUCAUGUUUAUCUCCAGUAGCCAUAACUGAUCGAUCACAAUGACAGAAGCAUGAGUGGUAGGAAACCGAGUAUCUCACAUGUUACAAACACCAUUCCAGCAUGCUCCCCCCUAAAAACAGCCACAGUUUUGCAAGGUGAAAAUUGAUGACACAUGGUAACAGCAAGAACAACAGAGAAGCUGAAUCCAUUUACAGCUUUAGCUGUUUUCUUUGGCCGGCUGGGUUUUUUGUGCAGUCUUGCAGACAAGUGUGAAACCUCAGAGUUAAAGUGUGGGGCCUGAAUCAAGAAUGUGCAGGAUGUGGCCAUAAAGACAUAUUUCUGGUUACUUUUAAAGCUGCAGUAUUUAUACAUUGGGUUUAAUGAUAAAUCAGACUAUCAACACCAGAAAUCAGUCAUUUGGGGAGCUGCUGGGUGCCAAAACAAGGAGGGAGAAAACUGAAAUAAUAGCUCAAUGUUUCUGCGUGUUAAUACUUUAAUUAGCUUACAUGCUGGUAAGAUCAGACUAAGAGCAAGUUAUCACUCUCCACAAAACGACCUGAUCAGAUUCAGAACACAUUUAUGAGGUUUGGCCUCGAGGUCACAUGUGUUGGACCACAUUUCAGGUUUUCACAGAUGAUGAAUAUGUUACAGUGUUGUGUGACUCUCUUGGCUUGGUGCUGAUCUGAAUAUUGGCUUUCCUCCCUACACAACGUCUUUACACUUCUCUAUUGAUGAUUUUUCCAGGAAAGACAUCAAAGCGCUCUGCACCACAGAAGACGCCUGCAGGCAGGCAGGCACAGAGUUAAUCUUUGAUGAUCGCUGUUGCUGGAGCAUGAUGGAUGUGCCAGUUUUCACUUUAGAAAGAUUAAGAAUAAAUGAGAUUUUUUGUGACAAUAGUGAACUGAACAUGAACACAUUUCUGUUAUGGUUGAAGGGAGGCAAAUUAACAUGAAUAAAGAAGUAAAGGAGGCACUGAGCCAUCACUGUCUGAUAUACUAAAACAGCUCAUGAGUGUGCUUGUUCAUGACUUCAGUCUGCAAAGGAAAAGUCAGAGAGGUUUCACAAUGUUAGAUCAGAGGUCGCUUUCUGCCUUUAUCUUUGCACUAUAUAGCCUUGAAAGUCUUUGGAGAGUGAAAAGAAACGACAUUUAUUCACAAAUAUGUCAAAUGCUUUUUUUCAUUGAACAGGGGUCUCCAGGAGCACCAGGAAAAGAUGGCCUAAAGGUGGGGUCGGAUGCUUGUUUUCUUUCAUGUCAUCAUGUAAUAUUUAUGCAUUUUCAAAGAGCAAAAUUAAAACAAGAGCCAAAGUUGGUGCAAAAAGUUUGACUUAAAAAGAUGAAUACUUUCAGCUCAUUCAGCAAAAUGCGUUUGCACAGGCUGAAAACCGCACGGCAGUUGCCAGGAUUCCCUCAAACCAUCAGGUAGAGGUUGUCCAUGUCGAUGAUGCAAUCAGAGCAAGUUACUGCAAGUUGUAAAGAUUAGUGAGCAAAAAAAGUGAGGUGCACAAUUAUGAAGAUUUAAUGAAAAUAGAAAGACCAAAAUGACAAAGCACCUUUAGAUUUUUUGUAAGAGCAAGAGCAGAUUUGGUAUCUGAUUGACCACGAUUUAGUUCAAGGACUGGGAACUAAAACAAGAGCAUCGUGAGCCACACUUGGAAUACUUUGUUUAUGCUUAUAAGAUGAAAGUUUUACCAUUAUACCAAAAGAUCUUGAUAUGUUAAGAGAUAUAGUGUCUUAAAUAAGACUUUUCUCACAACAACUGCAACUGUAGUCCAAAAUUAGAUCUUAGACAAAAGGGGGCAACAGUCUAACAUCUGCUUCAUUCAUAAAACACGCCACUUACUACUUUGUUUACAAAAGACUCUAGAUUUCCCGGUCUUGUGGCUACGUCUGACUUAUUGCAGCAAUAUUUGAGUUUUGCACCAACUGUUCAAGUUUUGGUCCAUAGAGAUUCAAGAACAAGUGUUGAGAUGUCUGAGAUACAACAGCUGGAGAGUUUCUGUUCUGCCCUGGUCCUCUGAUCUCGUUACAAACAUUACACUGUUUGCUUAGCUUUGUGAUCACGUAUGGAACAACUUAGGUGAAUCUUCUUUAUUGAUUCAGUUCUUCGGUGUUCUCUCGGUACAGCCCCGUGUUUGUGUGCGUAGACGGGAGAGUGAUGGUAAUCUGUCUCUCUCAGUAACAAACACAAACCAUCUGCCAAAACACUCACAGCCCCACCGUGACCCUGAGCCCGGCUAACAACCACAGCCGUCAGGGCAAGGUGUGUGUAUGUGUGUGUGGAUUUGCUGCCGUGGGUCAACAAGCUUCUGUGAUGCUCCGCAGACAAGCUCCACGGACAGGGUAUUUAGUGUUACAUGAGCAGCACACGGCUUUCUCACUCUUGUGUUAUGUACUUGAUUCUGAUUGGUCGAACCCCCGUAAUAAUAGUUAUGAUUAGCAAGAGUUUAUAAUAAUAAUAAUGACCAAUCUCUCCAAUCAUCAACCAUGUCUUUAAAAGGUGCUGCUUUUAUUUUCCCUCUUAACCACGAAAGCCCGGUGCAGUUCCUGCAGUACUUGUGACGCCGCACCGAUCUGCCUGUCAAUCUCACGAUCCAUUUUACCCCAAGACACUAAAGCUUUCAACAUUCAUGACCGUAAGAAUAAGAUUGUGAAUACAAGCGGCUGAAAUGAGUUUCCUUUCCUCAGCCUUAGAGAUAGGGUAAGAAGCGUGGACAUCCAGAGGGAGCUCAGAGUAGAGCCGUUUCUUCUAAGCAUUGGAAGGAGUCCCGUAAGGUGGUUAGGGAUGCCUCCUGGGCGCCUACUCAUGGAGGUGUUCCGGGCACGGCCAGUGGGAAGGAGAGACCUUGAGGUCGGCCCACAGCUAGCUGGAGGGAUUACAUGUUCAGAUAUUUAGUGAGUAUGCUGGGUUAUUUGUAGGAUAAUGUAUGGAAGAUCCCUUCAGGCUGAACAAGAACCCCUCCACUUUGCAGCGGCACAAACUGAGGAAUAGAGGGAAAACAGCUUUCCUGGCAUCUUUGCAAAUUUUACUAUAUGCAACAACUUAAUUUGCCAUAAAAUUUAAAAAAAAUCCUUCUAAAAUAAUAAGUUACCUCAUGUACAUUUAUGGGAAUAAGAUGUGGUUGUUAGACGUCUUUCAACAGUCUUUAUGCGAAGUGAGUGCUGUACUCCCGGAGAGAAAGCCAACGAGCUUAAACCAAAAUAAUUCAAUAUUUCUUCAAUUACCUGGAGCUGUGAUACAAAAUCUUAUCUUAUUGCAAUCCUCUGCGGUGCUGUACACAUAUUUUCUUCCUGUUCAUAGCUCUUAAAACCAAAAGUUCCUUAACUUCACUGAUAUGAAUUCUUCUCAUGCUUUUUCCCCCUCGCUGUAAUUCAUCUAAACUAAAUAUUUGUUUUGUUCCCUCAGGGGGAUAGAGGAGCUCCUGGGCCUGUCGGACCACCAGUAAGAUCCUGAUUCCUCACUAUUGUAACUUGCUGCUAUUAUCCAACAGAACAAUACAUUUAAACUGAAGCAUAAGUGGAAAACGGGGCGCUGUGGACACUGGACAUUUAAGGACACAGUUAGGAAAGCUGUCAAACACAAAGUAAAUAGUAUCCAGUGCAAAGUAAGCAUUAUCCCCUUGGAUAAACACAGAUGAUGUUAACUUUAAUAAAUCCUGAGGGGAAGAUCAGUAGCCUGUAAGCAGUGCUGGAGGGUCCGUGAUCAGCUGGAGAUCUUUUGGAUUAAUUUCUCUGUGGCUUCUGAAUUUAAAAAGAGGAGACACGAAAUUAAAUAUCCAGAAACUUCUUAAAGAUGUCUAAAAAUUAAAACCAGAGUUAAGUGUAUAUUAUCUAAACACUUAUUUUUACUGUUUUAAUUUUCCAAGGGUCCUCCAGGCUCUUUUGAUUUCCUGCUCCUGCUAAUGGCGGACAUCCGCAACGACAUCGCUGACCUGCAGAGUAAGGUGUACGGGAGACCGAUGCACUCCGGGGAGGAUUUCCCCCCCGUCCCUGACAGCUGGAGGGACAACCAGGACAGUCUGGACAUGGGCUCAGGUGAAGACUACAGGGAACCUCCACCUCGAACAGGUGGUGGGCAGAAGAGGAACAGGAAGAGGAAACCAGUACGAGAGAGAACAGACUUUGACUGGAACCUUUGAAACGAGACAGAUCUAAAAAAACGUCAGGAGUAAAUAUUGAGAUGUUUUCUUUUUAUUUAACAGAAUGAACUGUACGCCCUCUGAUCACAGAUGUUUAUUUUUAUAUAAUAUUCUCAUGUAGAUUUUUUUUUAUCAAAAUGAGACUGUGAAUAUGCAUGUUUUCCAAAUCUGGAUUUUCAGGAACAUCUGGUUUCUUCACAGCGCAUUAAACAAGUCUCUUCCAAAGAAAAACUUA
Molecule: messenger RNA, 52974 nt
Organism: Xyrichtys novacula (pearly razorfish)
Lineage: Eukaryota; Metazoa; Chordata; Actinopteri; Labriformes; Labridae
Source: the annotation of a GenBank genome assembly